Lymnaea stagnalis (great pond snail) is the source of this 46125-nucleotide messenger RNA. Lineage: Eukaryota; Metazoa; Mollusca; Gastropoda; Lymnaeidae. The record is from the annotation of a GenBank genome assembly.
UUCCUUCACUAUACUGCAUCAUGGUAUAGGUUUACAAAUGGCUGCACCAGAAAUGAAACAAGAUUUGACACGAAACAAGGAGUAAUGUUGCCUCUGAAGUCCAAAAUAAUAUAUCUUAGUGUGCGCUUAUGUAACUAAAAUGUAUGAUCUUUAAUAAUCUUUUGCAAAGCACAACCAUUGCCUUUUAAUUCAUCUUAUGAUGGGCCUAAAUAUUUAUGUUCAUGACUCGAUCAAAUAUGAAUCAUGUAGUUGAAGUUUUUUUUUUUUUUUGCUGCUGUAACUUUUCGAACUCUUUAUGAUGUUUACUAUGACACACGACUUUGAUUUGAAAACGACGAUUUCUACUAACAAUCUAUAAUUUACAAUUAAAACUUAGGUGUAACUUAAACUGAUUCAGUCUUAAUUACUCUUAACUAUUAACAACAUGCUUUGAUUCUUUGAUGUUUCUGCUGCACUUUUCACAGGUGUGAUACAUAUUCUAACAUAAAUCAUAAACAAAUUUUAUAUUUAUAAGGAUUUUGUUCUUUAUCCUUUUCUCUUAUUUUAACAAGGCUUUCAUUUCUCACCACCUUGGUCUUUUAAACUUCGGUUAGCCAGCCACAAUGACAGUCACCAAUGCCAUGCCAACCAAAUGAAUUGUCUUAACUUAUGUUGGCACCUUCAUAUCUUUCUAUGUCAUGUCCUUGUAUUGUAGUUAUAGUUCAGUAACAGCUGUGCAGUUUUUCUUAUCCCAGUGGUGGGUACCCUAAGGCUCUGGAGGGGCAUGCAUCUUUCUGAGGGAAUGGAUGCUGCUUUUAAUUUUAAUUUUACUACAUACACCCCUGCCUGUGUCUCCCAAAAUGUUUUCUGAGCAGAUAUGCUAAAAAAGUCUCCUCACUCGGAUGAAAUAUUUUACAAAUGACUCCUCACUCAAAAAAGGUUUCUGACUCCCCUCAGCCAGUUCCAAGGUAAACUUUUGUCCUUUCCCUUGCCAUGUCCUUAGUAGUGAAGGCUCAGCGUGGAGAACAUGCUGCACAUUUUGACUCAUUCAUGAACUCAGUUUUUGGGCACUUUGUCUUGUCAUCAAAAGCCCUCAUUAUUGUAGUUGGAAUCCUCUGAGCUAUAGCUCAUGGCUGUUGUAUUUAGUUCAUGGUUCUCAGCUGUAGUUCAAUUUAGCCAGUUACAUUCUUUUAAAGACAUUACAUUAGUACUAAAUAUCACGGGCUAUACUAUUAGUAUUAGUGAAAUCAUUAUUUAAUUAAUUUAGCACUUUAUGUGUGAGAUUACUCAUUUUCAGUUUACUGGCAUUAUAUGAAAUAAUUUUUUAAAUAUGCUAACAUCCUAUUAAAAAAAUGUCUAGUACAAUUAAAAAAAAUACAGUUUAUAAAUAUACUCGUAACCUGCCCUUGCUGUGAUAGUGUUUGAAAUGUGUAGCAUUAAAAGUUAUUGUGUUUGAAAUGUAGCUUUAAAUAUUUGGUUUUCUUUUUUUUCUUCUACACCAUCAGUACAUAAAAAAUUAAAAGUAGAAAUUUGUACUUUUAAAUAAUGAGGAACUUAAUAAUUUUGGCAUAUAAAUAAUAAUACAUUUUCAGCCUCAUCUGUUGGCCAGAAUAAAAUAGGCAUUUUUAUUGAAGCUGAAAUGAAUUUUCAAAUGCCUUUGAAUCUUAGAAAAAAAGGUGUCUCUCAGCUGAAAAUAAGUAUAAGUAUAAAACAAGUUCUAACUAAUAAUUCAGCUUUAGCUUUUAAAAUAAGUCAUUAACAUAUAUUUUAUACAACCUUAAAUUUUUUAAUAUUCUUUAUCUAUAAUCAUUAUUCUUUUUCUUAUAAAGCGUAAUGCUAAGCAGAUAUUAAAAACAGUUAUACCUUUUUUUUGUGAAAAAACGGCUUUGUAAUUUUGUACUUUUUUUAGGCAGUGAAGAUUGUUUUAGCCAACUCACUAGCUUUACAUCAUGAAAAUAGGCCUCGAAGUAUUAGCUUCAACCAGCAUAAAACGCAGGAAACCUUGGUCUCGGAUAAUAUGGCUUGGAAAGGUAAUUUUAUAAAAUUUUUGCUAAAUAUAAUUUUACAAUAAUAUAAAAUAUUGACAAUCUCGUCUGCCUGCAAAUGUGAUAAUUUAGGCUGAAUAUAUUAAACAGUAGAAUUAGCAUUUAAUAACUCCAAAAAAUUUGUCCUUUUUUAUUUUGCUAUAGCAUUUAAACCACAUUAAGUUUGUUACUAAUAUUUUAAUAAUGAAUAUACAUUUCUGUAGACUUAAUAAACACUAUUUAUUAUAUAAAUUUUCUCUCAUCAUUAAUACUGAAAACGCUAUACAUCUUGUUAUUUGAAUCUGACAAAAUAUCAUUUAGUACACCAUUAUGUAAAUUACAUGUUAGUAAGCUUUUUUUUAGGCCAUGUUAUAAGGUAUGCUAAUUUUAUUUACAGGACCGCCAGAGUUUAUUUCUAUUGGAUGACAAGCGUGUCAGCGUUUUAUAUAUACCAUCAGGAAAAACAAAAAGAAAUAUAACAAAAUUGUCUAGUUUGCUAUCAGAAACAGUAACUAUUACUUCAACUUUAGGAGGUACAUUUUUUGUUGUUGCUCAUUUAAAAGCCAUAAUCAUUACUUUAAAAAUAAGAAAAUAAUUUAGCUCCUGAUUUUUUAUGUAGAAAAUAUUUAAAUUUUAAAAAAUCAUUUGAUAUUUAGUUAUUGCUGUGUAAUGGUUUGUGUUUCUAAUCAAUGGAAAGGUUUAUAUCUGGUGGGUGUCCAGUCUUCUGGUGAAAUUUUUGUAUGGCACAAAGACAGAGAUGAACUCAAAACUAUAUGUGGACUCCCAGGUCUUCUUCUCAGUGGAGAAAUUACUUUAGGAGGUAUGAGAAAACUACUGAAACAAUAACAAUAAGAUUUAUCUGACAAUCUGAAGUCUUUGUAAUGGUUUAUGCUUGAAUAGCUUUCUUUUUUUUACUUUUGACCAUAGAUAUUAAACUUGGAUUUUUAUAUAGAGUAUCAAAAUAGAUUAUAUAUUUUCCUAAUCUUGUAACAAAACAAAAAUAUAUUUGUUUACAUGAAUUUUUUUUUUCCACAGAUGGUUGUAGGGUCUUCUCCUCACCCGACUGCUCCCAGAUGCUUUUGGUGGUCGCUAAUUGUCAUAUAUUCCUUUGGCAAAGACAGAUUCAUGCUGGGGAUUCCAAAAAUAACACCCUUUUGGGCAACUGGUCCAAACUGACCAUACCAGGUUUGAUCUAUCUACCACCAACUGGAUGUAAGGAAGCUGGUAUGCAUGCUGUCUUUGCCAGCAAUGAGGUGAGCAUGCAAUUUCAUUAAUAUUUGGUCUGAUGAUUAAAACCUAUUCAAAAAGAAUUUUAAAUAUUAUUUGAAUUUUAGAUGCAACAUAUACCUUACCUGAUUUUGAAGAUUGAUUUUCAUUUACUUUAAUGAUUUUUUAUGGACAUAAUUUUAUUUUUGAAUUUUUAACCAGUCUACUUUAUUUAUUAUGACCAUAAUCAGAACAUUUUAACUGACUUUUGAAAAAAUUAAAUCUUUUUUCAAAACUAUUUUUAUUGAUUGGUCAAAAGUAUUAUUAAUCUGUUUUUUAAAAUAUUAAUCAUGCCUUAGAAAAAACAAGAUUAUGACACAUUCUAAACAGUAAUAAAACCCCUCUAUUUAGUACAUGAUUUUUAAUUUUAGUUUAUCAAAGUCUUAUUUUCAAUUAUUAUCAUGGGUUUCUCAAUUCUAAAUUAAAUUAUGUUUUUUAUUACCAUAAUAUAUAUAUACUUUUAACAUUUUUACAGUAACAUGAAAAAUGAUUGAUACAAAUUAUUGGUACAUAUCUUAAAUUAGACAUAACCUGAUUUUUUGGGGUCUAAUUUUGGGAACAGAUGCUUCUUUGCUGGUUGUAAUUUUUUUUGUUGAAAUUAUUUUUAUCAGACAUCUGGAAACUGCUUUCAGUUGAGCAUAGUCCACAACCAUAAGAAACAUUUAAGUGUUUCAUCCCUUCUAAUUCGGUUCAAUCCUGAUAUAAUACCUGAGUAAGUUUUCUUGUCUGUUACCUUCCUGGCAUAACAUUGUGAUAUAUUGAUUAAACCCAUCCUUUUUUUUAAAGUAAUAAACAUAGAUACAACUGUCUCUGUCUUUAAAACAUAGUGUUUGUAAGGAAAAUCCCAUUAGUAAGAUACCAUUUUACAAUAGUGUAAUAACUAUUUUACACAUUUUAAUAUAUUACUCCUAUAUUUAUUUGAAGCAAAAACUUUUUUAUUGAAUCAAUCUUAUCAACCAAACAGGGCUUGUCAGGAAAAAACUUAUUUAGAACUAAUAUAUCAUACACAUUUUUAAGUUAAUAAAAAGGGUAUUAUUUGUAUUUUUUAAAAAGAAGCCUGCAUCACAAGAAGUCUUUUACACAAGACUACCAUUUCAAAAAACAAAACUAAUCACAUCAUUUUCUUCACCAGCUCAGCCAAUGAAGACAUAACCCCAAUGCCAAUAUGGAACACAUUGAAUAUUCCACUUACAACUAUCCAACAGGGCUGUGAACCAAUGGCUAUGCGUGGAGCUUAUGUGUGUCAAUACACUCAUGAUGGGCAACUUUUGGCAAUAGGUGUUAAUCAGAAGUCUCCUGCUCAGACCAGUGUUAUAUUUGUUUCUCCAUUCACAGACACUUUGCUUGUUUCAGACUUGAGAGGAUGUGGUUUGAAGGACCCAGCAGUCAAGAGAGGAAGGUAAAAAGUUUAAUGAUGUUGGAAUCCUUAAUUGUUAUACUUGGUAAAAUAUUUAACAAAAAUGACUUUAGUUACUGUCAGAUUAAUAGACUCUAUGAUAUAAUAGUAGCCUUCAGUUACCAUUUUAAAUUUCCUGAAAAGGAAGCGGUUUGUUUCCAUCAGAUAAAAUUUGUUAGUUAACUUGUUAAUGGAAAUAAAAAAAACACUAUAUUUUAUUGAUCACAAUUAUAAAUAAAUAAAAACAAAGCUUUUUCAUAAUAGUGAAUGUUUCCAAAAUUAAAAGUACAGAUUUUGUCUUCUUAAAUUUUGGGUUGUAUUUUAAUUGUGAAGUAAGUCUGUAUGGAUGCUGGCACACAUGCUUGUCACAGUGAAUUGCUUUUUUUUGGCAGACAAUUCUGGAUUGCAGACAUGAGCUGGACAAGCGACAACUUGUUCUUAGCAAUAAUUCUGCGUAAUGGAUCUGCUGGCCUGCUGUCUCGUCUUGGUGAACCUCUGGUCCUCUUCUCAAAGGGUUGCUCUGUUGAAAUGGGACCUGCUUAUUUUCUACCAUUCACACCUCUGAUUUCAGUCCAGUAAGCGCUACUUAAAACAUUUACCUAUUCAAUUAAAUUUUGUUAUUUAAUUCAGUCAUGCUAGAAGAUUAAUUUUGAUUGAAAUAUUAAAUUUCAAAUAAAGGUGAAUUCAAAUCUUAAAGAAAUUUUAACACAAUAAAAUAAUAUAUACUUGUUAAAAUGAUUUUUUAAAAUUCAGGCUGUUUUUAAACCUUUUCUACAAACUAUUUAUAGGUCAGAAAGGAUGAGAGAGGAUGACCAUCAAUUCUCUUAUAAUUCAGAAAGAGACCCAUUACAACAAAAGUUCUCAGUUUCCACUCACCCAACUCUACCAAUCUUACUCUACUCUGAUGGCUACAUAGUCACAAUAGCUCAGCUGCCGAGUGAGCUGAGUCCAAUGAUUUUCAUGCGUGACCUGGUCCUCGAGUCCUCAUCCCACCUUAGGCAAAUAGCGGAGACUGUUCGCCUUGAUCUCACCCUGGCUAAUGCAUACAACCUCCCAGCUGGGGAGCUAGAGAGUGUAAAGCAGACCCCUAGAGGAGUUAAGCAAAUUAGGCCUAGUAAAGUCCCCAAGAAUUAUUCUUUUGAGGAAGCAAGCCAAAGCAUGAAUGAAACACUAGACAGUGAGGUCAGCUGUGCUCUUGGUGUAGAUCAAGCCAGUGCUCAGCAAGCAGGAGCAAUCCACAACAUGAGCUCUGGGAAAAUAGUCUUUGGUGAACCAGAGGUGCUUUUGAUGACUGAGGGCUCUUUUCUGAAUGAGCCAAAUUCCACCAUGAAAGCAUUGCAGCUGGCUAAGAUGAACCUGUUUAAUGUCUGGAAACUUGCAGCCUCAACCUCUGAGCUGUGGUCACCGAAUUUAGACAAAAUUGUCUCCCAUACAGUCCAUAACAUCGUCAAGCUUUUCUCUCUGGUACUUGACUGCCCCCAAAUAAAAGAUCUGCUGGAAGGAGCAGGUGAUCACCUGGUGACACCAUCAACCGUCACAACUCAAAGUCUUUUCAAGGUGACUAAACUCAAUGCAUCAUUCAUCCACACACUUGUUUAAUCUGUGUAAUUGUUGAAAGUAUAUACAUCUUAAAUCAUUCAACAAUUUUAAAGAAACCCUGUUUCUGAAAUGAUAAAUGAUUACUGAAUGAAAUAAUGAUUUCCAAUAGGUGGUCUUAAUCAGUGUUUCUCAGACAUUUUUCAGUCGCCUGAUGUGAAAGGCAUAUCCACCUCCCACUUACUAAAGGAAAUAUGGUCAGAUUGUCUUCCCCUGUCUUGCACAAUUUUUUCAAAGCUUGCUAUCAUGAUUGUAAAAAAUUUAUUCAAAUAAUAAAUUCAAAAGCUCCCAAGUUUACAACAUACAUCUUGAUGUUGGAGUAAAAUGUGUCUACGUAAAUCGUAAUGUCCCACUGAAUAUAAAAACUGACCAUUCCCACUGAUCAUUCUCCUGACCAAAAACCUUUUACAAGUUUUAUUUGUGAUAAAUCUACUUUUCUAUUAGUAGAUUGAUUUUGGAGUCGGAAUAAAAAAGUAUUUACAUGUAAAACCUCCACCAAUACUCUUUUCGACCUCCUGUUCCCCACUGAAGCAAUGCAUAGCCCACAAAGUUGUGGUUUAAGAGGGAGGAGUCUGUGCAAAUGUUCAUCCUGAAAACAUGUUAAAAUACCCUGAUUUUAACCCGUAAAUGUAGCAGCAUAUCUCAAGCAUUCUACAAUGAGGAAAUUCUCUCAUUGUUUUUAAAUAACUUAACAGGUCACUAACAAUUGCUUUAAAAAGCAUUGUCAGUAAUUUGAUAUUUGCUUUCAAGUGUUUUCAAAUCAUUCCAAAACUAAAUAAUAUUACAUAAUUUAAAAUUUUUUAAAAUUUACAAGGAAUAUUUAGGUUGGUUCAAUAAUUUUUAACUCCCAGGUAAUAUCCAUGUACAAGCAGCUGUUGGAUCUCCUGCAGUUUGACUGCCAACAGCGCCACCUUCUUGCGUCUGUUCUGCAGCUGGCCCAUAAGACGUUGAUUGUUAUUUUGUCAAGUGUUGGACUCUGUGACUCCGAUCCUAGGCUGAAAACUCUAACAGGUUGCUUCACGUUGCUCAAGUUUACAGAGAAGACCAUGGUGCAGAAUUACAUCUCCCUCCCUAGAAAACUCACGUCAAAAGGCUUUAGCCCCAGUCUCAGACUAGCUGAUGAGGAGGGUGACCUCAAACAUGGCAGUGUUGAAUCAGCUCAAACAGAUGUGCAGAUGGCUAAACGGUAAGCAUAUUUAUUCUCAUUCACAUUUUUAAAAAAAUGUAUUAAUCGAAAGAAAUUAAAUUCAUGUUGCCUUUUGCAUAUCUUAUUAAAUUUAAUUGAAUCUAAAACGUUACAAAUUUUAACUAAAUUUCAUAGAAAAUUUAAAAUAUAUUAGAAAAUUUUAAAGAGUUUUAAAAAAUUAUUAUGAAUAUCUAUCAGAUAAGCUUUGAUUCAGUCUAAAGAUUGUUUUUUUCUUUUCCAGACUAACGUCAACGUGGAAGCUCCUCCAUAAAGCAGUCUUACAGUUCCUGUCAAGGAAUGAGGAGAGCGCCCAUGACAUGAGACAGGCCCAGACUCUGCAGAGUGCCAUACAACAGUGUUUGAUAGAACUUGAUGUUGAUGUUGUUCCUAUUCAAGCCCCGCUUAUAAAUAGUGGUAUGUAAGAAACACAAUGCAUUUCACAUGUAAUAAGUCUUAUGCUAUUAAUAAAAAUAUUGCAUAUUUCAUACCAUCCACUAAGCGAGAAAUAGUUAAAAUAGAUUUAUAAUAAGGUCAUAUCAAAAUUUAACAUUCUGUCUAGACACAAUUAUUUUUUUAAAAAUGUGUAUGAAAAUGUUCACACCAUUUACAGGUGAGAGAUUUAGUCUUGAUGGGAAACACACAUUGGCUAUGAAUGCUUGGCAAAAACAGCUCAAGAAAUUUCAAGGUCAACUGAUAUUGAACUAAGCAUAUGUCAUUAAAUGAUUAAAACAGUGUCAAUCAAAUACACUUUUGCCAGCACAUUUAUUACAUAUUUCAUAAGUAAAAUUCAUAAAUGGUUUUAGAAUAAAUCUGGAAAGUUAAAAAAAAAAAAGAUAAAAUAAAGCAAGUUAAGAUCAUUUGGUUAAAUGCAUUUCUUAAACUGAUUACAUUUGACAAUUUCAGAGGUGGGCAAUGUAAAAAAUGCAGCGCGCCUGUUUCAUUCCUUGCUGUACACCUACAUCCUACGUAAUGACCUAACCACCGCAGUUUCUUUUGUGGACACUCUGAUUGCGAAAGCCAAUUCUUGUGAAGUGGAAGAAUUUGACCCAAAUAAAAAAGUUUCAAGCCAUAAUCUUCAACCAUCCCUUAUGAUCUUUGUAACCACUACACUCAAGACCCUGGUAACUAAUGCAGUAUUAAUAUUUGUUCUGAAAAAUUUAUUUUAUAUUCACUGACUUGCCAGAAUUCCCCAGAAUCUUUUACUUUUGAGGCAUUAUGCAUAGAUUUAAAUUAUUUACACAUUAAAGAGGCAACAACUUUUACAGCACCAACUUUCCAGUUUCAGUAUCUGGCAGAACACAGCCCGGGUCAAGUUUGUGUUUUAAGAAAAAGUUUUGUUCAAAUAUUUUUCUUUUUCACAUUAUAAUCAAAAACUUUACUAAGAAUAAUUAGUUUACUAAUUACAAAAAUAAUUAAUAAUUUAUCUCUGUAUUUAUUUAGGCACUUGAUGAGCCUGAUAUGGUGCCGUGCAUACGCGACAGGGCCAUCAGGCAAGUAGUUCAAUCCAUGGGGAGAUUUAUGGCUGCCUACUUUACUAACCAAAUGGUCUUCAUCUUCCCACCCCACAAUCCAACACCUCUUCCUGCUGUUCAUUUUGAGACCUCCAUAGCCAGUAAGUUUGAUAUCAUUAUUUUGUGUUUUUUUAAAAAUUAGAGUAUCCCUUUCAGUUAAGAAUUUAUUUCCCACUAAAAGAAAAAAGAGCUCGUUCGUAAAUUACGUCACAUGAAAAAAAAAGAACUUUUCAGCCCCCCGUCCCCCUCUCACAAAUCCCCCCCCCCCCCCCCCCCCACCAUGAUGUAAUUCAUGAACGACUCCUAAAACUAUUUAAAUUAAAAUACAACUAAAUAAUGUGUAAAAAAAAAAUUAAGUUUUUCUAGAGCAUAUUUCUGCUAUCAAUUAUUAAUUAAAAUUAAAUAAGUUCAUUUCAAUUUGCCUGCAAAACAUUCAUUUUCAAAUAGACAGCCGAAUCAUCCCUAAAUAUCAUGAAGACAUAGCAACCAUCAUAAGGCACCAAAAAUUGGGCUCUGUGUGGACAGUUGAACGCACACUAGAAUACCUGCUCCUUAGUGGACUUCUCUGUGAGGCUACCUGGUUUGCUGACCGCAUGGGAGAUUGGAAGUCAGCCUAUCAGCUGUCUGUUUCUCACACACUACACAAGCGUCUGGCAGUGCCACUGUAUGCCAGGUAAGGAAGACUGCUGGUUAUAUUGGUGGCAGGUGCUCUUGAGCUUUAAAUUAUACACACUGUUACUAAAUAGUCUCACACUGUUUAUAAUAGAACUUAAGCUGUUUGGCACACAACCAAUCAAAUCAUGAACAGAUGCCCUCACUGUGCAUCUUCUUUGGGCUGUAAAACAUGAAUCAGCUUUCAAUGAGUUUUACAGCUAGCCAAUGGGCUGAAGUUUGAUGUUUUAGUUUAUUAUUGGAUUCUUAAAUUUUUGCUUCAAAAAUAAUAAAAUAAACUAGAUAUAUUUUAAAACUAAUGUCAUAUAGAAAAUAAAAUGAACUAAGGCUUAACCGGGUCGGAUAUUUAGAGAAAAUACCUGCUGGGUCCAAGCGUUACAAAAGAAAGAGUUAACUUCUCAUUUUCUAUAAUCUAUGUCAGGCUUUAAUCAAUAGUCCUAGAGACCGUCCUACACCCUACUUGUCUCCUUUAAACAAUAGACACAGACCCUACCUGCUGGCCUUUAAACAAUAGGCCAACAGACAGUCCUACACCCUACCUGCUGGCCUUUAAAUAAGAGGCAUACUGACAGUCCUACACCUUAACGUCCAGCCUUUAAACAAUAGGCUUAAAGGCAGUGUCCUACAGACAGUCGUACAGAAAGUCCUACACCAUACCCAUGGCUCUUUAUUGAUUAAUAUAAUAAUAGCCUCCGAAACAAUUCAAGCUUUUUAACCGAGUUCAACCGUCACGUAUGACGCUCGGUGCUUGACAGCUUUUUUUUCUUCCACUCAGUACUUUUAAUAUAAUACAUGUUGAGUAGGGGAGGGCUGGUCGUGAAAAGGAAGCAGCCACACUACAAGCAAAAUAUAGAUAAGAAAUAUAUUUUUUAACUAAUGUCAUUUCUACAAUAAAAUUAAAUUUUAAAAAAAAACUUUUUUUGUGUGGGUAGACCUUUAUGAAGGCUAGUGAAGGUUAUGGUUUGGUCUUACAGAGUGAAAACUGUCUCACCAUAAGGCCAAUGAGCUAGUGAAGGUUACUGUUUGGUCUUACAGGGCAAAGACUGUCUUACCAUAAGGCUAAUGAGCUAGUGAAGGUUACUGUUUGCUCUAGUGAAGGUCACGGUUUAUGGUUUACUCUUACAAUCAGUUAAUUGAUAACUUUGUCAGUGUAACUGUUUAGUCCCUAAGUAUGAUUGGCACAACACUUAUUCAGCUCUGUUUAAAGUGGGCAGAAAAUUAUGAGCACUCCUAAUCCAUUGACCAUUCUCCUAUGUGAAAUAGAUUAAAAGAAACAUUUCUUCUUCUAUUUCAAGUGCCAAGAAACCUCUCAUCCUGCCAGAAUGGCUCAAUCCUGAUGCUAUCAUGAAGAGGAGGCUCGAAAGAUUGGUAAAAGAGGGUGAGUGAUUCUCUGAUUAUGGGGGCCAUCCAUAAAAGAUGUCACAGAUCUUGAGGGGGGGGGGUGCAAAUUUAUUCUGGGACUAUAAUAUUUAUUAUCUACUUUUCCCCCCAUUGAAUAUGGCACUUACCCUAAUUGAGAUGAUACUGAAUCUGUGUCAGUGUUGCUGUUUCAAUUGAAAGUGUUGUCUCCUCUUGGCGCCGCAGAUCUAGAGGUCACCAGUGGCAACUCUGACCUGACCCACCUGACAAAGAUCCUGGAAGAUAUUGCACUGGCAGGGGUGAUGGGUUACACAGAGGUUGGCUCAUGGCUUCUCGGGGAGCUGGUCGGCAAGCUCAAGGCCGUGGCCAGGCAGUUCACUCCAUUGGUCACCAAAGAUUUUUACCUGCCUGCCCCCCCACUUUAUUGCCCGCAGCCGGCAAGGACAGAAAAGGUAAGUCAAUAAAUGUUUAUAUUUAGAAUCAAAUCUAAUUUGAAGUUAUGAGCUGUAAAUAUAACUUUAUCAGGUGCAGCAGUUUAAAAAAAAUGUCAUUUGCAGGUAUAUUUCAAAGAUGGUUAAUAGAAUAACCUGCCAACACUGUCUAAUAAAUGGUGUCUAUCUGCUUUACAAUGUUUCUACGUGUCUAUCUGCUUUACAAUGUGUCUAAUACAGUGUGUCUAUCUGCUUUACAAUGUGUCUAAAUGUCUAUCUGCUUUAAAAUGUGUCUAUCUGCUCUUUAUGAAGGCAUUAAAAAAAAAUUAGGUGGACUAAAAAUUAUAUCAAUAAAAAACAAGCAUUACAAUUCGAUUAUCAUUGUCACAUAUCCGUAUUUGAUGGUUUUCUUUCAUCAUAUUCUUUAACACAUUCAUACAUCAUCGUAGUCACACCAUAUCGUGCACAAGUCCUUUUCCAUUAACAAUGUAAACCUUAAUCCAGAAACAUAUCUAUUAGGCUGUACAUUUGAUCAAACAGAUGUAUAACACAACUCGCUUUAAGAUGGAGAAAUAAUGCACAGCCAUCCUCUACAAGUUUCAGUAAACCUUUGUCAACAAAUGUGGACAUACCCCAAAGACAGUCUAGACAAUACUCAAAAUUACAAUAAAUAUACAUCACCAAAUUAAGCCAAUAAUAAAAUUGUGUGAAUUAAGUCUCAAUUAACAAAUCUCACUAACAGAAGUUAUUGCAUUGAUACAUGUAAACAUUUAUGUACUGCUGUACUGCUGACAUUAUUGAAUUGUUAGGCUGUAUUGUUCAUUUGCAGCUGCGUGUUUCACUGGAAACUGAAGAUGAAAUGAGGCUGCGAGAAAAGGCUUCAUCCAUCAUCCAGCUGGCACUGUGCGUUAUGAAUGCCACCCACAUGUCUAUACCUGCAGUCAGCUGGUAUGUGCAGGAAUUGGAGGAGGCUAAUAAAAAAUCAUCUCAAUUUAAGGUAAGUUUAGUGGUAGCUGCAUACUUCAUUUUUUCAUGGCAUUAAUUUGAUUUUCAAGCAUGUUUUUUAAAAGUAUUUUUUCUUUUUUUUCAUGUAAUUGUAAUGUUUUUUCCUGGUAUAUUGCAGCAUUUUGGGAUUGUGCAGUGUUUUGUGCCACAAUGUUAAUAGUAUAUUUAACUUCAGCAUAAUAUUGUUAGCUUUGAUUAGCAUUCAGACAUAAACUUGGCAGAACAUUUUUUCUCCAUUCAAUUUUUAAGAACAAUCAUUUCUGUUCUCCAUGCUUAACUCCCCCCCCCCCCCCCAAAGAUAUUUCACUAACCUUUGUGUUACAUCUUUAACUUAUUUAUACAUACUCACAACAACCUAAGUGUCACUCAAAUCCUAAGUUAGAGACCGACCAAAUUUCAGCUUCGGUUUCGGCACCGAAAGUGGCAAUUUUAUCACUUUCGGCCAAGUUUCUGUUUCGGCCGAAAGUGAAAAGUUAACUUUCGGCUUAAUUUCGGUCUCGGCCGAAAGAGAGAAGUUAACUUUCGUUUUUGUUUUUUUUCGGUUUUGGCCAAAAUUGACUUAGACUUUCGGCCAUCCGGCCGAAAGUGACUCAGGUUUUCGGUUAUCAGCGAAAGUGAUAUUUAACAACAAACUAAGUGACAUUUUAGAACAAACCAAGCGACAUUUAAGAACAAAUUAAGUGAUCUUUAAGAACAAACUAAACGAUCUUUAAAAACAAAUAAAGCGAUCUUUAAGAACAAAUUAAGCAAUCUUUGAAAUAAACUAAAUGAUAUUUAACCACAAACUAAGCGACAUUUAAGAAAAAAACUAAACGAUCUUUAUGAAAAAACUAAGUGAUUUUCAACAACAAAAUAAGCGAUCUUUAAGAACAAACUAAACGAUUUUUAAUAACAAACUAAAAGAUCUAUAAAAACAAACUAAAUGAUCUUUAAGAACAAACUCAAUGAUCUUUAAGAACAACUAAGCCAUAUUUAAGAACAAAAUCAAUGAUCUUUAAGAACAAACUAAGUGAUCUUUAUGAUCAAACUAAAUGAUCUUUUAAUAACACAAACUAAGCGAUCUUUAAGAAAAAACGUAGCAAUCUUUUUUUACAAAACUAAAUGAUCAUUAAGACCAAACUAAAAGAUCUUUAAAAAAAAACUAAGCAAUCUUUAAGAACAAACUAAGCGAUCUUUAAGAACAAACUAAGCGAUCUUUAAGAACAAACUAAGCGAUCUUUAACAACACACUAAGCGAUCUUUAUUAACAAACUAACCUAUCUUUUAGAACAAAUAAUGCUAUCAUUAAGAAAAAACUGAACGAUCUUUAACAACAAACUAAGCGAUUUUUAAGAACAAAAUAAACAAUCUUUAACAACAAACUCUCAGUAUAGCUUGAAGAUCCUCAUCAGUAAGUUUGGCCCUAAACUUUGACUUGUUAAAGUGCAUAGUGGAAAAGAGCUAUUCACACAGAUAGGUACUCCCGAAAAGUCAUAUGUUCCGCUUGAACAACCUAAAAAUUUCAGGAAAGGUGGAGGGCAAUGCAAUAAAAUGUCCAUGCUUUGUUUUUCCAUUCGGCUCCCCGCGCGGGGCAUCUUGCACAUUAAAGGAGAAAGGGUCAGCAAAAAGCUGAAAAGUGGCUGUCUGUGUUUUGAAGUCUAAAAAAUGUAGAGACCCAGACUGGUUAAAAAGGUAUAAGAAGAAGAUUUAGAAAGUGACCAAGCUGACAGGCUCGGAAUUUACCUCACUCGUAAACACUAGUGGCAAUUUUAAUAUGGAUCCUUUGAUAAUGUAUCAAAUUGCUACGAUUUACACAAUUAUGGUUGUGCAUUACCCGCCAACUCACUUUUAAAAAAUUUUCUCAAAGCCGCACUCUUUGCCAUGUCUGUCUCAUAAAAAGCUAUAAAAUAAAAACUUUUACUCCGAGUUUAAAACGGUUCUUACCAUUAUAAUCAUCAUACAAAAAUAUAUAGAAACAUUUUUAAAAAGUCAGAAUUGUACUAGUCGGUGGGAUUUGACUGAAACCGUCGCGGAGAGUCAAGUUAUAGAUAUGAGAAUGGGGGAAAUGCGCCAGCGCAUUAACACUAAACUUUUCUAUCAUGUAGCGGGCCGCAAAAUAUCGUCUUGCGGAUCACAAAUGGCUUGCGGGCCACGAUUUUCAGACCCUAAUAUUAGAUGUUUAUUUAUCAAUAUUCACGAUUAUCUCUUUUUUUAUGAAAAGAAUAUAAAUAUUUACACUUUCCCCCAUCAUUUUCAAUGUAUGCAAAAUGUAUGCAGGAACAAAUUUCAAAAUAUCUAAAAAUUCAUUUUCGGUUUCUGCUUCCGUUUCAUCCGAAAGUCAUUUUAAACUUUCGGCCUAUUUUCGGCUUUGGCCGAAAUCAGAAAAUCACUUUCGGUCGUUCUCUAUCCUAGGUGUUACUCAAACACACAAUGAGCUCUCUCAAACUAGACCAGACUGCUAAACCAAUGAAUUUCUUCUGCCGUCGUGCAACUUAUUGCAAAUUUUUGAAAUGGGCAUUAUUUGUUAAAAUCUCUACACCUUUGAAAUAUAAUCAAGAGUUUCAUUUAUUUUCCAAUGUUAAUAUUUGUAAUGGUUUAUCCUCAGGCCAACACAGAGGGACCUUGUGCCAACCUACCGGAUGUACUUUAUCAGUUCUUGGACAGAGAGUCAGAGUUUCAUAACAUGUUUGAGGACCGCUCAGUCAAAUCUGUACUGUCAAGCUUCAGGGACCUGUGUUCACUGGUGUGGCUGCUUCAUGCUAGGGACAAGCUCUCAAUGGGCAUACGGUCAAGAGAAAGAUACCUUGGCCUUGUGAGUACAUUUUAGGAAAAUAGAACAAGAACACUCAGUGUCGUCCAUCUUGAGGGGAAAAGAUUGAGCUUUAGAAUUGUUAAAAAUGUCCACAUUAUAUUGACAUUAGAAUCUUUCCAUGACAAUUCUAAGAGGGUAGGACUGCGAUAAAUCCUUUUAGUAGGUUAAAGUGUUUGUGUCUCACCAGUCUUCACAUGGCAGCAAAGAUUUAACUCAAAAGUUAGACUCGAUGUAAUCUGCUUUGUAAACCAAACAUAGAAUGUGAGUUACAGUAUUUUGGAUGUUGACGCAUAAGAGUAAGAGAAGUUGAGAAAUUAAAGGAGAAUAAAUGAUAAUAAAGGAAGGCCUGCUUUCAAGCUGUGUGAAGCAAAUAGAAGAACGAGGUAUGUGGAAGCCUGAAAUAGAAAGACAGGAUGAUAAAAGAACAUUUCGGCUAAGAGCCUUCCUCGGCAGACAUGACAAACAACAAGAAAUAAAAACUAGUUAAAAAACUUGAGUGGUCGCUUUUAAUGUUAUUGUCAGAAGUUGCAAGCUUCGACAAAUCUUGUUCUUCUAUUUCCUUUUUAAGAAUUUAAAACUUUAGAAUAUAAGGGCUUAAAACCUACUCUAGAUUUAGGCAUCCUAAGUUAAAAUAGUUGAUAGGAUAGUGAUGGCUGAUGAUUACAUACAUCCCUGUUGUCAUGAUCCGUAUGUAUGUAUGAUUGGUUUCUUUCAUAAAAUUCUUUGACACGUUCAUAAGUCUUAAUCACACUGGAUUAAACACAAGUCCUUUUUCAUGGAAUGCUCAACAAAAAUGCAGUACACCAAAGACAGACUAUAGAAACAAAGUCACAAUUACCAUAAAAAAUGUUACAAUAAGUCACACGCCCCAUUAACUACCCUAACACUCAAGACACACCGUGCAGAAUAAAACAUAAAUAUUCGGGGCUCAAAAAUGACUAGUGAAUACCCAUGGUUGUCCUUGAUCUUAAAAUACACACUCACUUAAAGUUAUAUUAUUUUUCCUCUGCAGAACAUUAGCAUGAUGGAAUAAAUAGAUUUGACUCUAGAAAGUUAUGACGUAAUGUCCAAUAGGAUCCUAAGAUUUAAGGAUAUUGACCAUAUCUGCUAAAGCUACUAUUAAACUAUGCAACUGUUUCCAGGGUCUUGAUGUUGAGAACAAUGAACAGUGGCUUAGGGAAUGUUUCUCAACCCUCCAGUGGGCAGUUCACAUGGUGGCGUUCAGCCACUAUCUACCAGAUGAGGCCAGUAUCUACAAGGUGAGAUUAACCGUUUAUGAUCUUAAAAUCCUUAUUGAGACGUCUGCUUCCCUAGAGGAUUUCAUCCCAGUGGGCAGAACCGUGAUUGGUGAUCCCUUAGCUUUUUUUACAACAUAAAGAUUUUUUUGGCAUUUUUUCAAAUGAUACUUAUGGUUCACCUCUGUUAUUGUCACUAGAAUCAAUUACAAGUUUUAUUUAAUUUUUUAUUUCAAAAUUUUAUGGGAAUCAUCUGCACAUUUUAAUGUUUUUAUUUUAUCUUACAAGAUAACAAAAUAAUGAGUCAAUUUUAAUUUCUUACGGUACCAAUUUGACCAACUAUUCUCUCUGUCUCUCAACUCUCUGACUCACCCUGGGGGCUGUGUCUCUAAACUAUCUAACGGACCCUAGGGGCUGUUUCUUUAAUUAAACUCUCUGAUUGACCCUGGGGGCUUUGUUUCUAAACUAUCUAACUGACCCUGGUAGCUGUUUCUUUAAUUAAACUCUCUGACUGACCCUGGGGGGCUGAAUGAACAUAAAUUCUAAUUCUACUCUAGAAUCCAAAUUUAAUGAUUUAUUCUUCCACACAAUUAAAUGAAAACAAUGCCUAACCAUAUUACCACUAACACAAGCUUUGAGCUGACCUUAUUACCACUAACACAAACUUUGAGCUGACCUUAUUACCACUAACACAAACUUUGAGCUGUGCCUUGUUUGAUUAUACUCUUGUUGUCCCUCCAUGGACCCUAGGUGGUGUUGUCCUUGCUCUUGGAUCUACCAGCCACUGAAGAUACCGCCAAUAUUUUAGCUGAGCACAUGUAUGACCUUGAAAACCUCCACCCAGAAGUCCAAGAGAGACUUGAUCGUAUGCUCAAAUCCUGGCAGGUUGGUCAAAUUGAAUUAAUGCUUGAAAUUGUUAGAAAGAGAUGGUGGGAAUAAGCCAAAUGAUCUCAUGCAAUGAUUACAAUAAGAAAACCCAAUGGAAAUUGGUCCAUGGUUCUAAUGGCAAAAGAUGAAUUCCUUGUCCACUUGACAAUUUUGGACAGGAUUUCUGGGUGUUAAGAAUAUAAAAUAAUGUUGGAUGGUUUGAGUUAAACCCAGAUUUAUUGUAUUCUGAAAUAAUUAAAAAUUCUUGGUUUCUGCCUGAUGCUGUAUGUUGUUGUUUGUAUGUUGUUUGUUAUAUUGUAUGUUGUUGUUUGUAUGUUGUUUGUUAUAUUGUAUGUUGUUGUUUGUAUGUUGUUUGUUAUAUUGUAUGUUGUUGUUUGUAUGUUGUUUGUUAUAUUGUAUGUUGUUGUUUGUAUGUUGUUUGUUAUAUGCUGUAUGUUGUUGUUUGUAUGUUGUUUGUUAUAUUGUAUCUGGUUGUUUGCAUGUUGUCUGUUGUUGUUUUAUAUUGUUUGUUAUGUUGUAUGUGGUGGUUUGCAUGUUGUUUGUCCUUGGUCCACGAACCAGGGCAAUUUUUAGACUUGAGCAGUUGCCUUGACUUGAGCUGUCUUUGUUUAAAGUGAGGAACAGCUGCUUAAUGCGUCAGCCUCACUCACUUGCCCGUGCCUAUUUGAUCCAAUGGCAAGACUUAGUCAAGACUGGAAAUGGACCAGGAUGCAGUAGAUGACCAGCAGUGUGUCUUGUGUGUCUUGAUGCGCUUUUUCUGCGUUUCACGUCACAGGAGUUGUCGGAAUAUUCAUUGUGGCAGUGUCACAACACUUACAGGACUCCAUCACCGGGUUGGAUUUCAGAGUUUGCCUUCUAUUAAAUGAGCUGGUUAACAUCCACCCUGGGGGAGCUGGUGAUGUUUUUUGCUUGUCUUGGCAUUUUCUGGGGAUUGAGCUCCAGUCCACUUGUUAGGGAUUGACUCAGUUUAGACCGCUCGGCCACCUUUGUGUUGUACUUCAUUUUUGUUGACAUGCUAACAAAAUAACCUGUGUAGGAUUGAAUACAAACAUAAUCAAAUGGUAAACAUAUCUGAAGGCACAGAGUGCAAGGGAAUAAAUGAUUAUGUCUACUAAUCUGUUAAAAUUUUUUUAAUCAUUUAACUAAAAUUUUUGUUGGAAGAGACUUUGUAGCCAGGAUGAAAUAUUUCCAAUGCAGGGAAUCAUCUUGCGACAGGCUGCGGAUGGCAGGUCAGUUGGUGAUAAUCUAAACAUGGAUGUGGAAGGCAGAAAGUCUGUGACAUUUUUGGCUGCUAGCCCCAGGGGAAUGAGUUUAAGUGUCUAUUUCCACAAACAGUGUAUGGUUAGUAAUGUCUGAUUUAUGUGACUGUCUAUUUCCACAACUACUGCAUUAAGUCUGUUAUAUUCACAUGCAGGCAUAAUAGCUUUAUUGUACAUUUUAAUUUGUGCCUUACUGUGUGAUUCCAGUGUUAUUUAAUAGUUGCUUGUUAAUUUAUUUAAAACUAUAUUUUAAGAAGAAAUUAAAUUAGCUAAAAAAAACAAAAAAUAAAUUUUCUUUCUAAAAAAUAUACAAGUACAAUUUGUAAUUUUUGUUUUCUAAAAUUAUGAAUUACAAUAUCCGUCUCUAAACUAAUCUCAGAAUAUUCUUCCUCUAAUUGCAGGUUAUGGAUAAGGUAAUAAAAAAGAAAAGCCAGUGUUUUGGUUCUUUUGAAGAAUUUGUUUUCACCGAAUCCCAUGCCAAGCCAAAGAAAAACAAACUCAACAUUGGCUCCCUCCCCUUUGAAACAAAGAAAUCUUACAUUGAGUUUUUGGACACCUUUGUUGCUGUUAGCUUUAGCAAGGUUUUUGACAUGAUGGAAGGCAUGGACAAGAUCUACAGCUUGCCAAUGCUGCAGGUGUUUGCCAAAGACAUCGUGGACCAUGAAAUAACAUUCUUUGUUCAGAGAGCUGGAUACUCUGCCCAAAAGAAGAACCAAAGUCUGGUCAUUUUUUCUGGUGCCUCCCAGACUCUAGCCAGAGCUGCAAGUGAGGAGAGAUUGUCUGGACGGCCCAAGAGCAAGGAGAGGUCAGUUCCUGGUCGAACAACGUCUAAAGAGGUUUUCAGCAGCUCAGGGGAAAUGAAACAUAAAAAGGUUAACGUGACCAGACCUGUGGGCUUGUUUAGAGGAAAGAGCAUGAUAGAUGCCCCAGUGGUUAAAAGCCAUGCAGCUGUAAGGAGGUUGGUAGAAAAUAUGGUUCUUAUAUGUGACAUAGUUUACAAAACAAAGUAUCACUUGCAAUAUCUGAUUUUCAAUAAGUUACUUGUAUAAGCUUUUCAAAUAGAAGUUACAGAAAUUAUUUUUUUUUAAAACAUUAAUUUACUUUUGAAAUUAGGAAGAAUGCUAAAUAUGCAUUGCCAGGUUAUAUAUAUUCAGUUUAUAAUUUUUACAAUUUCAGAUUUGAGAGCGAACCAAGCCUUGAUGACUUGGAUAUGAAUUAUUUUGUUGGCUCCCAGGUCUCACAUGAUCACGCUGCAGGGAGCAGACAGAACCUGUCCAGCCUGGCCUCACGCUUUGGCCAUUCGGUUGAGGACGUACGUAGGAAUAGCCAUGCCAGAGAACAGGAAAGGACAUCCUGGUCAUUGACCGUGAAUUUCGGCAAGAAGUACAAAGUACUCCAUCAGUUAGUGGAAUGGUUGGAGGUCUGGAGCAACAAGUCCCAUGCUUUAGGCAUCCCAGACAAGGAGGAGAUUCUGGAUAUCCAAGUAGGACAUAGGACAAAAAAUAAAUUUUGUGGGAAAUUUUUUAAUGGCAAACAAGCUUUCUAGUACUUUCUAAGCAUGUCUCUCUUCUAUGUACUUUUUAUUUAAAUUAACUAGGCUUUCAAGAUUUACUUAAGGUGCAUAAAAAUAGUGUGCAGUUUUGAGGAGUAAUCCAUGUUUGUUGUGCUCAUUAUCAUUUUUAAAUAUAUGUACAGUUAUCUUGAGGAUUUUAAAGUUUAAUUUCAUGAGAAACUGCCGUAUUAAAUAAAAUAUUCCAUAAAAAUAUGAAUAAUUUUUUUUUUUUACACAUUUUUUUCAGGCCAAAAUGAGGAUUCGAAUACCAGCUCAGCUGAUCAUUCUCUCCCUUUGGCUCCUAGAAAACAAGUAUAGUAAGACAGCAGAAGACGAGGUCAAGAUGGAUCCUGUAGUGAAUAAGGGGAGACGAUCUCGGCGACUAAGCAAAAGUCCACACAGAACAAAUUCUUUGAGCCCACCUAACAGGUAUCUUGGCUACUUAGUGUCUCCUGAUACUUAAGUUAUAAUUUCAAAUCACUUUAUUGCAUUUUGAGAGAAUAAUUGUUAAUACUUUAGGUGUUAAAGAGUAUUUUCAUUUAGCCAGUACAAAAUAGUAUUUGAUACUAAUCCAAAUUAAAAAAAUUAGUUUAACUCAAGAUGCCAUUGCUGUCUAUGCAGGCAAGAAAUGAUCUUUAGAGCAAAACAUUUGAAGAUAUUUCAGUUAAGUAAUAUUACUAUUUAAUUGCGUCUGCUCAAAGAUACGUUGAGAAUUCCACUGCUUUGAAUCCAGUCUCUUGUUGCAACGAAGCUUGUUGAUAUAUUAUAAGGAGUACACGGCUUUUUGUCUUUAAGCAGUAUGAUUGUAAUAAUCAUGGUACUCAGGAUUCCUUAAUAGUACAAUAAAGACUUUGGCUACAGCAUUUAUCAUCAGAAAUGAACAUAUGUGUCAAUAAUUUGAUAAAUAAUUGAUAAUUUGAUCCUUCCUCACAGGCAAUCAAAUUUCUCAUCUGAACCAGAAAUGAAGAAAGCUUAUCAAACACAUGCAGCUGCUCAGCAGUCAUCAAAAUCAUAUCAACCUCAAGCUAUGAGUCAACAGUCAUCAAAAGCAAGGUAUUGGAUAUUUCUUUCAAUGUUAUUUGUGCUUAAUUUUAAUUUCAAAUCUUGAACCAUUUUUUUAAAUCUUAUAAUUAUUUUAAUUUUUUUUAAAAUUUUAUUUCUCUAUAUAUUUAUAUCUCUAUCUAUUAUUACCUCUCUACAAAUAACCAAGAUAAACUUCAGGUAAAUGUAAUUUUCAUUUGAAUUCACAAUUACUUUACAUCACUAUACAUUCAAUCUGGUUUUUUUGUUGUUGAAAGAUUUGAGUCUCCAGAUGAAAAGAGUGGGAAUCUUGAAAACAAAUCAGCACCACUGUCUCGGCAGUCCACUUUGGAGAAUGAUGAGAUUAUAAAUGCCUACACUCAGGCAUUGGAUGGGUUAGUAUCUAUAAAUUUCUUUAGUUUUACUCACAAAACCUUUUGUGUUGUUCAUGUUACAAAAUCUACAAAUGAUGUGAAUUGGAGAAUAACUUUAUAUAGCUAAAAUUAAUAUUUAAAAAUAAAAGAUAAUUCCAAGCACACAAAAAUGCAACACUUUUACUUUUAUGCUUAGGCAAAGUAAAAUACAAAAAGCUCAACACAACCAUAUACUAGCUUUCUCAAGAAUAAUGAUAAGGUUAAUUAUUUUCAAUAAAAAUUUAACAUUUCAAAUUUGUACCUUCAACUCUUUAAAAAAAAAACUUCUCUACUGCUUCAUUGAUUCCUAAUUUUAAUGUAAGCAGUAAAAAAAACAUCUCUGCUGCUUCAUUGAUUCCUACCUUAAAUGUAAGUACAGUAGCACCUCGCAAUAACGGCUACUCGCUUAACGCAGUUAUGCAAUAAUGGCACCCUUAAUUCUCCACCCGCGAUACUCACUACUACUCAGUUUUGUGUGGAAGGAAACGCACAAACAAAGAGACGCUACUGCCAAAUUGUGUUGCAAUGUAUUACAAUUCAUGUGAUCAAUCUGUUUACAGUCAUUGUGCGUUCUGCAUCUAUCUGCACACUUAAAAUAUAUUAGUACAUAGUAUGUAGUUUUGCUUCCAGGCCCUCAGGAGGCACAAAAAAGCCUCAGUUCCUUUGCUGGCAUUUUUCACUUAACGGUGAGGUCGUUAAUUAUGUCGUUAUUGGGAGGUACUGCUGUAAUAAAAAAAAACCUUCUCUGCUGCUUCAUUGAUUCCUACAUUAAAUGUAAGCAAUGAGAACUGUUUCAAUUUUAAUUAGAUUAAUUACUAGAUUCCAUUUGUUGACAGGCAAGAUGAGAGUAGCUCCAUAGACAUCAGCUCACUGGCUUCAGAUGAAAUGGGGGAUAGCUUGAAAACAACACUCAACAUGUUGCGAGGGUAAACAAUUCUUACAAGGAUUCUAUAAAUAGCUCUCUUAAUAAGUUUACAUUUACAAAGAAUUGAAACCUUAGUUUCUUUUUCCUUAAACUGUGUCCAAAUCUUAAAUGAAAAAAAAAUCAGAAAAAAAUUCCAUGUUUAAAUGAUGUUAUUUUUCUUGACCCCAGGUCAGUGCUUGGACAAACUAUCCAGCCAAAAGAUGCAUCUCCUGAGAGAGCUCCUCAGAGUUCUCUGUUGAAACCUAAAGACACAAGCACACCUAUAAAACAACCUGAGAUAUUAGGUAAGAAUUUAGUUUGGUUUCUUUCAUCUUUCCCAUGGAGAGCUGCCAUAUCAGAGCCAACAUAUGUAUUAGCUGUUUGUUAUACAGGCCAGGGCAGAGCCAACAUAUGUAUUAGCUGUUUGUUAUACAGGCCAGGGCAGAGCCAACAUAUGUAUUAGCUGUUUCUUAUACAGGCCAGGGCAGACCCAACAUAUGUAUUAGCUGUUUCUUAUACAGGCCAGGGCAGAGCCAACAUAUGUAUUAGCUGUUUCUUAUACAGGCCAGGGCAGAGCCAACAUAUGUAUUAGCUGUUUCUUAUACAGGCCAGGGCAGAGCCAACAUAUGUAUUAGCUGUUUCUUAUACAGGCCAGAGCAGAGCCAACAUAUUAUGUAUUAGCUGUUUCUUAUACAGGCCAGAGCAGAGCCAACAUAUGUAUUAGCUGUUUCUUAUACAGGCCAGAGCAGAGCCAACAUAUGUAUUAGCUGUUUCUUAUACAGGCCAGGGCAGAGCCAACAUAUGUAUUAGCUGUUUCUUAUACAUGCCAGAGCAGAGCCAACAUAUGUAUUAGCUGUUUCUUAUACAGGCCAGGGCAGAGCCAACAUAUGUAUUAGCUGUUUCUUAUACAGGCCAGAGCAGAGCCAACAUAUGUAUUAGCUGUUUCUUAUACAGGCCAGGGCAGAGCCAACAUAUGUAUUAGCUGUUUCUUAUACAGGCCAGGGCAGACCCAACAUAUGUAUUAGCUGUUUCUUAUACAGGCCAGGGCAGACCCAACAUAUGUAUUAGCUGUUUCUUAUACAGGCCAGGGCAGACCCAACAUUUUACAUGGUAAAAAAAACAACCCCACCCUGUUUUUCAUUAAAUAUUUGUUUCACGACAACAUUUUAUUUUCCACCUGAUGACUAUUGUGCCACUUGCAAACCAGGGCUGCAGUUUCCAAGUCCUGGCAUCAGAACAUUUGGACAGCAAAGUCUAAUAUGAGUUUUUAACCUUUUAUAACACAUUUUUGUGAUGUAAUGUUCAUCAUCUUCUAUGGAUACAAUUUCUUUAUAAAACUGUGGUCUGAAAGAACAAAACAAAAACUAUUUUAAAUCUUUGACCCAAUUUUAAAUUUUGUAAACACUAAUAGCAGAAGGAAAACAAAAAAUAACCUCCAAAAUUUAUUAAGUGAAUAUUAAAAAGCCCUUUUUAAAAAAAAAAUGCUUGAUUCAUGUAAACAUCAAGAAUAUCCAUUUUUUAUUGGCUGAAAAGAAUCUGCAACAUUUAGGUUUUAAUUAUUAAUUUUUCAGAAGCCAGGAGUCCAAGUUUAUCACCUCCCCUUCCAAAGGAUCAAAAGACUCAGAGUUUAUCUGGAAGCACCAGCAAAAAGUCCCAGCAGUCCAGGGGCACGUCCCCAAGGAAAGUAAAUUCUGCUGGAGACAGACAGCCAAAACUUCAAGACCAGGUUGGGGGUAUAGCUGGUCAGCUUCAAGGAAUUAUAAGGGAUGAGUUGCGCAGAAUCAUGGAGGUAAGUACUUUGAUUUGCAGUGUUAUUGUUUAGGUCAAAUUUUAAUAAUAAUCUGACUUGUUAAAGUCAUAAAACAAUUUCUACUGAUAAAAUAUUGUUGACGCAAAAAAGAUGAUAAUUUAAUUGGGCUAAUUUUUUAAAAAGGAAUCAAGUUUAAGCAAAAAAAAUUUCAUUAUUUGUAAAGUAAACCAACGCCGGGCUUUAGGGUGUGGGACUUGUGCCCACGCCGUGGCCAAAUGGACGCCUGGGGGGCCCAAUAAAUAUUUAAAUUCCCUUUGUUUAUUAUAGUGAAGUGGGAACCUCGGGUCCAGGGUCAAGAAACAGUAUUGUAACUUUUCAUACACUUGCUGUUCAUACAAUGAGUUUUCACACAAUGAAAGUUGCAUUCUUUAUAUGGAUACUAACACUGGGGUUGGGACCAACCAAAAGGGCGUGGAAAUUAAUUUAUCAAUACUGAAGGGGGCGGCAAACGGCUGCUUCGCAAAGGGGCGAAAGUUUACCUAAGGCGGCCGUUGAGUAAAUGCAGCCUUGUGAAAGUGUUCUUAUGAAAUAGUUAUUUAUUUGAAUCAACUCAAAGUCCUUGUUUGCUAUGACUAGGUCCAGCACAGAAGUGUUUUAGCCAUGAUGGGAGCCAUUGAUGGUAUUUCACCAGCAGAGUUCUCAGCCCUUCCCAUCCCUUCCAACUCAGCUGGGCAUGCAGUCUCUAAAUCAAAUUCUUUAAGAUUGGAGAAGGAUCAGAAAAGAUCUGAACUAAGUCAGCCACCUACUAUCAAAGUUCAACAAGCUUGGACCAAGGCUAGGGACGAGGAAGAGUCAGAGUCACUUGCAGAAAUGCUGUCCUUGCAGGUAACAAACUUUUUCUUUACAGUAAAUAAAUGUUUACUUUACAGUAAAUAAAUGUUUAUAGGAAAUCAAGGCUGUCUUUGCAGGUUAAAAAUGUUACUUUAAAGGUUAAAAAUAAUAAUAAUAAUAAAGUGUAUUUCAAAAACACGCUUCAUCCCCAAAGGCUCGAAGCGCGGUACAAAGUCAACAAAAAACAAAUCUAUAAUUUACCACAUUUAAAACAAACGCAACACUACAAAAACUAAUUACAAGCAUACAAUGUCAAAGUCUUUCUACCCAUUUCAACCCUGAGCAACACAGCUAAUAUGCAUUAAAUGGAAAAUAUGGUAGACAAUCAUCCCAGAAGGUGUUUGCGAAAUAAAUGUGUCUUUAAAUCGGUUUUAAAGGACUCCAGUGUCUGGAUGUUUCUGAGAUCGAGUGGAAGGGCGUUCCAAAUUGUUGGACCAGCAAAUGCGAAAGUGCGCUUUCCGCAAGUCUCAAGGCGAACACGUGGUGUCAAGAGUUUGCCACUGUCGGAUGAGCGGAGUUGUCUAGUGGGUACAUAAGACGUCAGCAGCUCUUUCAGAUAGGACGGCGCCAGGCCAUGUAAACAGCGGUAGCACAACGUUGCGAUUUUGUACUAUAUGCGAGCACGGACCGGCAGCCAGUGCAGCUCUCUCAGAAGUGUUUUUGCAUAGUCGAACUUGCAUUUGCGGAGAACAAUUCGAGCCACAUUAUUCUGUGCUAUCUGAAUUUUAUCCAGGAGCGUAGCUGGAAGACCCACCAUGAGAGCAUUGCAAUAGUCCAUGCAAAUAAUUUCUUUAAAGGUAAAAAGUGUCUCUACAGGUAACAAAGGUUUGUCUUUACAAGUAAAAAAUGUUGUUUGAACAGUAAGGUUGUAUAAAUGAACUCCAAAGAAGUGGUACUUUAUUAUUAGGUUGUUAAUCAAUUAAAAUAGUACUCACUGUAGCAAGAGAUUAUUCAACAAAAUCAUUCAUUGAAAAUGUCUAAAAAGAAAUUAAAACUAAAUGUAAAAGCUAGCCUACAUAUAGGGUUCCCUAACUUUUGUUUUGGAUUCUCAACGCCCUUGCUGGAUCCAGGCUUUCCCGAGGUGCCCAUGUCAAUAUCUAACAAGCAUGCUGUGAAUUUUUUUGUUUUUGUUUUCGUUUUUUCAAAUUAAAAUAAAAUAUGCAUUUUCAAUCACAAAAAAUGUUAAGCAAAUUCAAGACAUGAGUUGGCUGGAUGAGCCUGUUGUUGUGCCCCAACAUUGUAAUGAGUUGGCUGGAUGAGCCUGUUGUUGUGCCCCAACAUUGUAAUGAGUUGGCUGGAUGAGCCUGUUGUUGUGCCCCAACAUUGUAAUGAGUUGCCUGGAUGAGCCUGUUGUUGUGCCCCAACAUUGUAAUGAGUUGGCUGGAUGAGCCUGUUGUUGUGCCCCACACAUUUCCUCAAAUCUUGGAAUCAAACUCAACACAGCCGUCCUCGUUUUCCUUCUCCACAUUCUUUUUUUGCAUUGAUUUAUGCACAAUGCUUAGUUUGUAUCUCAGAAGCAGCCCAAAACUUGAGAUAUUAGAUACAAAAAUUUUGAUGUCAACCUGAGAACUGCCAGCCAUAAUAAUGGUUACUUAUAUUGAUUCUAGUUGUGUAACUAUGGGGACAAGACACUCUUUCUGCCAUAAAAAAAAACCCAUACAUUUUUUAACACUCAGCUAUUUAUUUUUUAUUUCCAAUUAUUACAGGAUGAAAUGGUUCCAACAUCUCCUUUAAAAAGUCCUAAAACUAGAAAAAGAGAAAAGAGAAGUCCUCCAAUGAGAGAGGCCUUAGUGGAACUUCAAAAUCUACAGCGUAACUCAUCUAUGGUGAGGAAAUAACAAUUUUUUUUCCCACUUUGUAACAUACCUUUAUAAAAAUCUCUUAAUUUGAAUUGACUUUUAAAACCCAUUUCCUCCAAUUAACCAAAUCAUUGGUAAGAAUAUUAUGUUUACCUCAGCAUCAUUGUAAGUCAUUUAUUACAUUAUUCAGAAAGUCACUGAGUGCAAAUUUAUUUGAACAAUUUUCAGCUGUCAAAAAGAAACAAGUCAAAAUGUAUUAAAGUGCAUUCUCCCUCAAAGACAGCGGUUCUCAACCUGUGGGUCGUAACCCUUUUGGGGGUCCAAUGACCUUUACACAGGUGUCGCCUAAGACCAUCGGAAAACACAUAGUUAUGAAGUAGCAAUGAAAAUAAUUUUAUGGUUAAGGGUCACCACAACAGGAGGAACUGUAUUAAAGGGUCGCGUCAUUAGGAAGGUUGAUAACCACAGUUCUAAACAAUGUGGUUUGAUGUCCGUAAAAUCUUUUUUUUUGUUUUUUUGUUUUCAUUCCCAGCAGCCCCAGCAUAAUUUGUUUGGUCAAGAAAUGAGUUCUCAUGCCAGAUUUCUGCUUGCAAGUUACCCGCAGUGAGUAACUGCUCAUUUUAAUUUCUUAAUGUUAUGUCACUUAAACUUUCAAGCUAAAACUAGUAUGAUCAUGGACAUUAACUUUAAACGAUUUGUUACAAUGUGUUAAUAAUUUAAAUGAAUAUUUUUGAAAAUGUUUUUAUAAAAAGUAACCAUUUUUGUAAAGUAUCAUUCUCUGGAAUAAAGAUAAAAUAUAAACUAUGUUACAAGUAAUUGUUUAAUUAUAAGAGUGUUGAACUGGGAUAAAGCUCCCAAAUAGGUUAAUAAGUCACAAUCAGUUAGUGUAAAUAUAAAAAUAUAUGUAGCAGUUACAAAAUACAUGAAAAAAAAUUAAGCUACUUACAUUGUUGAACAUUGUUGAUUUCAGACAAGACAAUGGAAGAAAUCUUAGAUUACCAUUCUUACAUGUGAAUGCUUGGCCUGAACAGGGGAGACCACAGCAGCAACACCAGCCUGUUCCUGCCCCUGGUUUACACCAGAUGUCUCUCUUACAUAUCAACAAAACAAUGGAUGUCCAGGAGCCUUUCAGCAACCUCAGGCGUUACUUACCACAGGUGCCCCCGCCACCACCCUUUCCACCCCAGUCUCAUACACACAAGCUUGAGGUCCAACCACCCCCGCUUCAAGCCUUCCCAUCUCAAUCUCACGGGCCGCAGGGCCAACCUCCACAAUUUCAUUGGCCACAGGGCCAACCUCUACAAUUUCAUGGGCCACAGGGCCAACAUCCACAAUCUCAUGGGCCACUGGGCCAACCUCCACAAUUUCAUUCACUUCCUUUGUUCCACAUCCCACCCUCUCCAGCCCCGUCUUCAUAUUUACUGUCCGCUCCCCUCCAACAAAAAUUUUCGCCUCCCCCUUAUGAGCACAAACCUCACCAAUCACUGCGCGCCCCACCAAGUGAGGCACCACCAGCCGGUCUCCCAUUUCUGAAGUUGCUCCCCCUUGGUGUACAAUUUGGGGCUGAUUCAGGGGGAGACAAGUUAGAAGAGACCAGGAGAAGACUUCUAAGGAAGUUUCAAGAAGAGAUUCUGGCAGAUAAAGAAAACUCUGAAAAGCUAAUCCUGGGACAGCAAAUGCUGCGUAUGGAGGCUCAGCAAAGUCCACUGGUAAGUUCAAACCUUGACAUUCAAAUUUUUUUUUUAUCUCAGACAAAUAUACGUUGUCCUAUUUACUAUAACUGACCUUUUAUUACUAUCUCAAAAAAAAAAAUUUGUUUUUAAACUUUAUCUCAUCUUUCCUAAAAAAAUUUAUAAUUCACACAUUUUUUAAAUAAUUCUUAAUUGUUUUUUAAUAGUGGACAUUUUCACUAAAAUUCUCAUUUGAGUCAAAAGUUUCUGUUCAAAAAUAUAUUUUUAUAAAGAAUACAAAUUAACUAUGAAUUAUUCAUUAGAAAAAAUUUAAAUAUUGCAUUCCAUAACACUGGCUGAUCUAGUUGGUAAAUGAAGACCCUAGUGCUAAAAGUACUUAAGUCACAUUUUUUUGAAAAUCAAACGAAACGUGGACCUUUACUUAUCCGGUUUAGCCCCAUAUAUAGCAUAAAUUUGGAGACGUUAAAAUGUACCUAAGUCCCCUUUUUAUACAAACCAAAAAUAAGAAUGAUCAAAUUUAAUGGACAAAAAGUACUGAAGUCCUAUGUUUCGGUGCUAAAAGUUCUUAUCUCCCCUUGGCCAAUCACUUAGCUGCAUUUAGUUGUCUCAAACCUCGAAAAAAAUGGCGGACGAGGCGAGCUCUGACCAACCUGAAUAUGAAUCCAAAGCGAAAAAGAGAAGACUAACACCAUCAAAAUGGAAAAGAAAUGUAAUUAAGCUGGCUAAAGUCAGAGGUAAGAAUAUAUUUAUAUUAUUACAAUCAAUUUACUGUUGUGGGGAUAUUAAAAUUACACUAUCGCAAACUGGGUCAAGAUGCCCCGAUCGAUAACUAUUAACUCUUACUAUUAUUAGACUUAGACCUUAGUCUUACCCAGGCCCAGGUAUUUUUAGCUGAUACUGAAACAUUGUCAGCAUUUUUAAAUAUAAUAGAACAAUAUAACUCCCACACCUCUAUUUCAUAUUUUUAUAUUAAUAUUCUAGUCUAUAGAAUUUAGUACUUAAGAUUACACUAGUACUACUACUAGUAGUAGUAGUAGUAGUAGUAGCAGCAGUGGCACUGCAUGGCAUUACAUGACUGUUCACUCAUUACUGUCCUGCUUUUAGUAGGUUUAGUCCUCCUGAUGCCUAAUACUAAUAACCAAACGUUUAUAUUGCAUUUAGUUAUUCUUAAAUAGUGAUAUAGUAACUUAAAGUUAAAGUAGUAUACUACUGCUUUUACUUUUAUAUAAAAUAAAGUGUCUGAAAAAUAAAACGGAUUACUAUUUUAGUUGAAGGGCAGUGUUCUAUUGUUAUUAGUAUGAGACAAGAUAAAUAACAUCGACCAUGCCAUGGAAUUAUAUUUUAAAACAUAUUAUUUCAGGAGAAGCUCACACAUCCUAUGAUAACAAGGUCAAGCCAUCAAGGGAGCCUGCAAGAGUAGAAUGUCGUUGUAAAUGUCUGACAAAAUUCACAGAUUUUGAGAUGGAAAGAAUUUUAUCAGAAUUUAAUGGUCUUAAAGAUCAUGAGGCUCAAAAUAUAUAUCUUCAGGGUUGCAUAAGUGUAAACGAUGACACUAGUAUUCGUCGAAGGCCCAGAAAAGAAAAUGGCAAAGAACGAAGCAGCUUUUCAUAUUCAGUCACUGCACUGGACAAAACUAUUUCCAUUUGCAAGGCAGCAUUUCUUGCUUUGCAUGGGAUAAAGGAAUCUAGGCUGAAGAGAAAAGUACUAAACUUUUCUGUCCCCAUUAAAGAUGGGAGAGGAAAACAUGGAAACCAUAGAAAAAUUGAUAAAAAAAUCCGAGAUCGUGUUUGUGACCACAUUAGACUGUUUCCUGCACGUGAAAGCCACUACAGCAGAGCAAAGAACAAGCACAAAAAGUACCUGGAUUCCUCUUUGACAGUUGCAGAAAUGCAUCGCUUAUUUUUAAAGGAAAAUCCAGAUCUUACGGAGUGUAAAUACUGGUUUUACCAUGACAUAUUUAACUUUGAAUUCAAUAUUAAAUUUGGAUUUCCACGGAGUGACAUAUGUGAUAAAUGUGAAAAAUUUCAAGCACAAAUAAAAGCAGCAGAAUCUUUAAAUGAUGCCAACGUUGUUAAGGACCUGAAACUUCAGCAUGAGCUUCACAUAAGGAAAGCUGAUGUAUUUAAUGUGCAGAUCAGAGAAGCCACAGAAGCUGCAAAACAAAGUAAAGACACUGCAGUGAUCUGCAUGGACUUUGAAAAAAAUUUACCUCUACCUCUAACCGGCAUUGGGCAAGAAUAUUAUAAGCGCCAACUGUGGAUCCACAACCUGUGUAUUCAUGACAAUGUAAAUGAAUCUGCACAAAUGUAUCUUUAUGCUGAACAUUUUGCAGCUAAAGGCCCCAAUGAAGUAAUUUCAUGUCUAGACCAUUACAUUUCUUGUCUUCCAGCUACCACUACAAAGAUAAUAAUAUUCAUGGAUAACUGUUUUUCACAGAAUAAAAACCGAUACAUCUUUGCCUAUCUACAAAGCAUUGUGCAUAAAAGUGUUUCUUUAAGACAAGCUUAUGUUAAGUAUCCCCUCCCUGGACAUAGCCGAAUGCCUUGUGAUCGGGAUUUUGGACGAAUUGAAAAGAGGAGACGGAAAAAAGACAGGGUCAUUCUACCGUCACAGUGGGUAUCACUUAUAAAGAGCACAGAUACCAACAAGCCAUUUAAUGUUGUUUACGUGGAACAUCCACUAACAGACAACAUGAUGGAAGAUGGAACCCCUGUUGUUAAAGUCCUUGACUAUAAAAGAGCAUAUGACCCCUUGCUAAAACCAGUGACUGGCAUUAGUGAGUUUAGAGGGGCGAAAUUUGAAAGAGGUCAGGUACCACUAAGCCGAAAUUCUAUGACUGCAGAAUGCUCAGACGUCAUAUAUACUUUUAAACGUGGGAAAAAACUUUCAACACUCCUUUCAACGAAACCUGAUCGUGCUUACAUCAAUUUUUUGCCUGUCAAGACAGCAAAAUAUAAUGACAUAUGUGAACUGUUAACGCAUGUCAAUAUUCCAGAUGAUGUUACCUUUUAUAGUACUAUUAAAGGUAAAGAUACAGAGGAAGACAAGAGUGACACUGAUGACAUUGAGUAGACUCAUUUGCCAUCUUAAUUUGUGCUGAGAGUAGCAUUAUUUUCCAACUAAAGUGUGUUUUGUGUGUUAAUAAUAUAAUAAAAUGUAUUUAAAAACAUGAUUUUGUUGAAAAAGUGCUUAAGUCCAGUGUUUGGUUUCAGUGCAAGAAGUACCUAAGUCACGGAAUAGGACAAAAAGUACUUAAGUCAAAAAACUAAAUUAUCUAUAUCUUUAAAAAAAAUGAGGGUUUAAAGCUUAAAAAUGUGCAGGUUUAUUCAUGACAACACUACAAAUAUGUAGCAGUAAUCAGAAAUAUAAUGGAAUGUCUUGCCUGAUUUAAAGGUCGUUUUGAAUAUUUGAACUUGAUUAUCUCAAAAUGGUUAUUUUGUGACUUAAGUACUUUUAGCACUAAGGUCUUCAAAUGCUAAGAAAUAAAUUCAUAAUUAAGUUAACGUACAGAGGAGAUGAAUUUUUCUAAUGGGAAAUAUAAAUAUUCCUUCUAGGAGUCAGCCAGGUCAGAAAGAUCUGACAAAUCGAGGACAUCAAGUGUCAGAACUCCAUCUCAAUCUCUUGAACAGUUUGUCCAGGUGUCAGAGAAACAUGAACAGGCAACUUCUCCUGAUCAUAACAUUGAGCAUGUGCCAGUGGCAGACGCAGCAACCAGUGACACUCAAAUCAAUGAUGGAUUUGCUCUGCCAAGAGGUGCACAGUUUUACAAUCUCUCUGCUUUGGGACAUUAUUUUUAAACUGUCCCAUUCCAAGUCUUCUUUUUUUCAUGGAGUUGCAUCUCUUCCUCUAAGAUAAAAUAAAGUCUGAAAAUUUUAAUUUGAAGUGAAAUAGUCACUGAGUAUCAAAUUUACUUUUGUAAGUUAAUCCCUUUAAUUAAUUAAAAAACUUUGUAUAAAGAAUAAACUUUAAAGAAACCACAAAUGUUCUUGAUUUUUAAAAAUAAAUUAUAAUUGGUGUCAAGUAUAUUAGUCUUAUGUCCAUUUUCUCUUAGUGAUGCUUAGAUAUAGGAUAAUGCAGGCAUACACAUUUCUCACAUGUAAGUUAUUUGAAACUAAUUAUUAAAAUAAUUUGUUUUCAACAGGUGUCUUUGAAAGUUAUUUGCAGCUUGGUGAGCAGCUUAUCGGACCUGAAGCCAAUCAAACAAGUGCAGCAUUUCAACUGAGAAUGGCCAUGGCCAUGCAGAGACAGGUGGAGAAGAGAAUCAGGGCCAAGGUAGGGUUGGGCAUCCUCUCAGUUAAACUCAGCUAAACUACGGUCAGAGGGUCAGAGGGUGGGACAGAGAGUAAACAGGAUUAUCCUGACUGCUGGUUAACCUGAUUAUUUUGACUGCUGGUUAAUCUGAUUAUUUUGACUGCUGGUUAACAUGAUUAUAUUGACUUCUGGUUAACCUGAUUAUUUUGACUUCUGGUUAACCUGAUUACCUUGACUGCUGGUUAACAUGAUUAUAAUGACUGCUGGUUAACAUGAUUAUAUUGACUUUGUAUCCUCCACCAGGUUGACUUUAGCACCAUGACACAAGAACAGAUAGACAUGGCCAUGGCAACUGAUCCAGCCAUGGAGGUGGUGAGGACAGCCGAGGCUGCAACAUCCAUCACCAAGGACACAGGUGGAGUAAUAUUUUUGUUUUAAUGUCUAUAGCUUUUAUAUUUUUUUUAUAACAAAAGUAUCAUCACUGAAAUUCACAAUUCUCGGUAUCAGAUAUUUGUUCAAUCAUCUAUUCACUGUUAACCAUUGUAUUUUUAAAAAAAAUAUCCUUUCUUCUAAAUACAGCUCUUUGCCAGAUUUCUAGAAACUUUUUCAACUCUCAAAGUCACACAUGAGAUGAAAUGAUUCCAUUGACAAAAUUUUUCUCAUUUGUCCAUCAAGGUGUUGAUCCGAUUCAAGAGGCUCUCAACGAAUACAAUAUUAAACAGCACAACAACAUUCUCCCACCAGACAUUUUCAUGGGUCUACGAUUUGCUGACCAGAACACACAAACGAGGGCUGCUAGUGAGGUGGUAAGUGCCCAACUAGAUUUGACUCUCUUUUCAAAUAGAGUAACCUGGCAAUAUAAAGAUAUACUCGGCAAAGUUUUUUUUCUUCUUAUAUACCUCUAGUGAGUUUAUUAUUUCCUAUGGAUCAAAACGUGACAUUUUAUACAUGGAAAUAUGAAUUCUCUGAAAACCAUUGUUAUGUAGCACACUUUUUCCGUGCGUGAACUUUACUUGACCUAAAUUAGAAUCCUAGCAGACAGUAACGUCUGUUGUGGGCGUGGCCUAUUCGUUUGAUGUAUCUUGUUUACAACCGUGUUUACCGAUUAAGCAUGUUAGACUCUCUCCUGGUAUUUUCUCGAAUGAGCUCGAUAACCCAAGAAAUGUAAACAACAUGUCAUAAGUCUUUUCUGGAAGGCAGGGCUUACGCAACCUAUAUAAGGGAUUGACAGGCACGGACGGGGAGACGGAGAUUCAGAUAGAAAUUAUUAACUUUACGAGACGUGUAUUAUUCUUUGUGUUCUUAUGUACGUGUUUAUUUCGCAUUCAUCAUUAUUCAUUGGCACAUUAUUCUAACUGUGUUAACUGUGUACCGGUACAAGAUCUACCAUACUGUAAGUUGAUGAUUUAUAAUUAUAUUUCUUUUGUUUUUUUAUUGUAUUAAUACUUAAUAAAUCUUAAUUAAUUGUAACUGGCAUCUGUUUUGGGUGUUGUAUCUUUUAUAUUGUUGACUCUAUGGUAUCGUCCUUUGUUAGGCACUGUUUACGAGCCAAUAAAAUUAAAAUAGGAGAUUAAUUUCUCAUAUUAGAAGCCAGUGCGUAACACCAUAUUGAAACUAUAGCUUAUACAAAUCCUUGCCUUUGUUUGUAAGACCAAUAAAUAUAUUGUAUUUCUUUAGUAACUAAUGAAAAAUUAGGUGCUUUAAUUUAUGUACUGUCUAUGAAAUAUUACAGUUGAAGAUCAUUUUAGUAAGUAAAGAAAUUUCAGACUAGUGUAAUGUUGUACUGUGAAGAGUGGUCAGAUACUGAUUGAUGGGUAACAAAUGCAGUCAGAGGUAGUGACCCAGAUGGUCUCAAUUUUUUAUAAUUUUAGCCUGGCCAGGGACGUUCCUAUCUCAAUGUUGUUGACAUCCGGGCAUCAUCCAUCUUACGAGACAUACCUGAGCACACUGACUCUGCAGAUGAAGGGCAUGGUGUGGACAUUGACUCUGCCCUGAUGACGUCUCUUAGGGCAGCCCAAAAAAUGGGUACAUUAUUAUUUUACAUCUUAUUUAGAUCUAAUUUACAACCACUAAUUAUCAAAUAAUGUUUAAUUAGUUUCCUAAGCUCUUUUCAAUUCCCAACAAGACAGUUGGAUUCCUGUGUUAGAUUUGAGCUAGGACUUAUUUAAAAGACUGAGCUGUUUACUUGUGUUGACAGAAGUCCUAGAGGAAUCCCUGAGAGAGAAGUUAGCCCCCAGAGCCAGUGUUGUUACUCCACAAGGAUAUGAUUCUCUGACUGUCAAAAUGUUUGAGCAACUGAGGGCCACCAAAGAUGACAGGUAUGUAUAAAAUGAACACCUGGGGGCCACCAAAGAUGAUAGGUAUGUAUAAAAUGAACACCUGAGGACCACCAAAGAUGGCAGGUACGUAUAAAAUGAACACCUGAGAGCCACCAAAGAUGACAGGUAUGUUUAAAAUGAACACCUGAAGGCCAAAAAGGAUGAUAGUUAUAUUAAUAAACUUGACAAUUGACACUCACAUUUACACUUUUAAUCAAUUUUUAGGAGUCAGUUUUUAGAUAAAAAUAAUAAUUGUCUUUUGGUUUCCUAAUUUUUAAUUCAUAUUAUGUAACAAACUUGCAAUUAUAAUAUAUACAAGUUAACCAUCUUUCAUGUAGAGUCUCAAUUGCUGUUAUGCCACGGAGCAGUGUCUCUGAACCCAAGUCGGCCAUGAUUCGCCGCCUCCGUGACAUGUCGGACCAGCUGAAGGCUAUUGAUGAAAUGUCUCAGAACAUUGAGAGAGAUUUCAAGUCAUCUCAUUUGGUAAUUUUUUUUUUUUUUUACAAUCUGUCUCCACUGGUCAAAUUUUACUGCUCCACUUCUACUUAUCUUGUAAUUUUUUUAAAAAAAGUACUCCGCUGUCUAUUUUACUGCUAGACACAUAUUAUUUUACUAAAACAAUGUUCAAUAACUCAAUGUCAAAGAAUGACAUGUGAAUAAUUUCAUGAUUAAAUUUGUUGAGCACUUGACAGCAACAAAUUGCAAAUAUGUAUUUAUUUGUUUAUAUGUAUGAAUUUAGAUUUCCGGUAACAGAUCUUGAUUUAACUGCAUGAAAUCUUAAGAAUAAAUAGCCAUCUUUUAAACUCACAGCUGCUGAGUACAAUACAAGAUGUCAAUGCCUCCAUACAAAGGUCAAGGUCUCCUAGCCCGGAUAGGUCAAAGUUCAAAAGAGAGAAGGAAAUAAGAUAUUCCAUGAAUGAGGAAGAAGAGGUUAGUACCGUUGUUCAUUAAAUUUAAUUUUUUAAAAGUGUAUUAAAUAUUUUUAACAUUGCCUUCAACUUCAAGGUAGCACUAAUUAAAAUGCUGUUCUGUCACUAUUAAAAAUAAUGUAUAAAACCUCACAUUCAUACUUCAAUAUGUCAUAAGCACUAUUUAUUUUUAUUCUAAAAAACUUACCAAUCUUAAAAAGACUUAAUUAUAGGCAUAGGCCAAGUUAAUUGUAGUGAUUUUUCAAAUGCAUCAGGAAUUCAAUAUUUAUUUACUGUCAAUAUUUAUUUUUUAUCAAUAUUUAUGUCUUAUCAAUAUUUCUUUCUUUUUCAUUAAAACAAAUAUAUAUUUGCAACAGUGAUUGGAAAUGUUAAAAAUAAAAUUUGUCAUAUCACAUGUUCAAAGCGAGGUUCACCUACUUUACCCUCACCCAAGACUUCCAUAAAAUCUCCUAAGGCGAGUGCCAGAUCUGUCAAGUCCAGGAGCACAGUGGCCACCGAGAGGUCAGUGUUAUUAUACUUUUUUGAUUAUAUCACUUCAUAAUAACCAUUCACUGCAUAGGGCAGAAGUCAUUAGUAAAAUAUUUUAUACCCAUUUUUAUAUUUUCAUAAGAUUACAUACUUGAUUAACACAUUUUCAUAAGAUUAAGUUUCAUAAGAUUAAGUUUCAUAAGAUUAAGUUUCAUAAGAUUAAGUUUCAUAAGAUUACGUUUUGUAAGAUUAAGUUUCGUAAGAUCAAGUUAUUCAUCUCUUAAAGGAUGAAAGCUUUAAAACAAAUUUUGGUAGGUGGAGAAGACUCUUCAAAAGUUGCUUCCCCUAUGCCAAUGAAGUUUUUAUUUUUGAUGAUGUAGUUUGAUGAGUUCACAUUUCCCAAUGUUACGUUACAGCAGAGAGGCAGUGAGUCAGUCAGAAAGUGAACUAACUGAUCUGAUUGCUGAAGUGCUGGCUCAGAGUGGUGCUGACUUGCAGACUGCUGGGUUUUCUCAAGAAAUUGCUCUACAGUUGGAGAGGGAUACAAGGGAAAAAAUUCAGAAAGAGAAGUGAGUAAUCUGGCUUUUUACUCACAAAAGUUACUAACUAGUAUAAUGUUACAAGUAUUUCUUACACCCCAUCCCUUUCCCACACAAACUUGUUACCAGUCUGAUCAACAAAUGGUCACUGGCAGAAAUCCCUGUUUUAGUAUUUAGAAGGUCUUGUUAUAUCUUUUCACAAAAUCAUUUUUGAAUAAUAUAACAAUUUUUUUUUUUUUUUUUUUGCUGGCAUCCGUCCGUCACAAUGUGACGAUGGAGUGGGCCUCGUAGGACGAAAUCCACAUAGCCUGGGAUUAUUAUACUGGCAUCCGUCCGUCACAAUGUGACGAUGGAGUGGGCCUCGUAGGACGAAAUCCACAUAGCCUGGGAUUAUUAUACUUUAAGGAUUAUAAGCUGGUUCCCAACAGCAAAUCGCCUCUCUCCACGCCGCUGGGUAACCCAAGUGAACAUCAUUGGAUGAUACAGCUUGGCACCAGUGACGUCGCAGGAGUUGUCGGAAUGUUUUAUUGUAUCAAUGUUAUCCGCCUUUCGGGGUUCCAUUUCCGGGUUUUGAUUUCAGAGUUUCCUUCUCUUAGAUGAGUUGCCGUCCAAGGUUAACGAGUCCCAUCUACCCGGGGUGCUCGUGGUGUUUUUGCUCUAGCUGGAAUUGAACUCCAGACCACCAACUUGAGAUUUGCUCAGUUUAGACCACCCAGCACCCAAAAAAAAUAACAAUAUCUUUUUAUAAAUUUGUUAAUAAAUAAGUUUUGUUUUCAAAGAGGAUAAAAUAGUUAAGCAUACAGAACCAGAUUAAGUAUAUUAUAAGAGGGGAAAAAAUCCUUUGAUAAAAAUAAAUUCAGUUCCAAUUUUAAUGUUAACAUCAGGGAUGACAUAAUUUCUAAACAAUGAAUAUUUUUACAUUCCACCCCCAUUACCAUGUCAAUAAAUUUUUACGCUGAUCAGAUAUGGAGGCCUGACUCCUAGAGACAAGCUGAUCAGCAUGGAGAGAUCUGAAGAGAGCUUACAGAAGAGAAGUCUGGCUGAGAAAGAGAAACUGAAGCAAUGGAUGACAGAGAAGUACCACCAGAGGCAGGACGAGUACAAGAGGAGGAGGAGCGAGCUGAUAGAGAGGGAGCCGAAACCUUUCAAGUCUCUGUCAACUGUAAGUGUUGGCAUGGUGACUGGUCAGCAUCACCCUGCACCUGGGUCAGGUUUACUCUAACUAGGUCAGGGUUACAGUGUGUAUACUGUGUCAAGUUUGCUGUGUAUAACUAGGUCAAGUUUAUUGUAAUUAGGUCAGGUUUACUGUGCUUACUCUCUAAAUAGGCCAGGUUCACUCUGAAACUAGUUCAGGUUCUUUCCCUGACUAUUUCAGGCUCACUCUUUAACUAGGGCAUAUUUAUUCUGUAAGAAUGUCAGGUUUACUCUAUAACUAGCUUACUUAAGCUUUUUUUUUUGUAUAACCUGGCCAAGUUUUCUGUGUGUACUCAGUAAUUCCCAAUUUGCUUGUGACAUUGUAGCUAAUUAAGCUUCAUUCCUAAAUAUUUGUGAGGAAGACAAUCAUUGUUGGUCAAAGAAAUUAAGUACCUUAUGUUUAGCAAAGUGAAAUUUUCUACUUUUUAAAAGUUGUCCCAUUUAUUGGAAAGACAAUAAAACUGUCUAUAAUUACUCCACAGGUCACAAGACAAAAUCUGAAAACCCUUGAAGCAGAGCACAGUGAGAAACGUAUCCACAUGGCCUCUGAGUUCAUGAAUCAGCGUCUGAUUGAAGCAGAGCAUCUGAUGGGGAGCAUAAUGGUGGAUCAGCCUGACAUGUCCCGGGCUCUGGCCUUUGAGACCAAAACAAGGAGACUACCCACACAGUCACCCAAACGUCCGGGCUCCACGUCCACCACAUCUCCAUCACGACACAUGUCUGGCGCAUACAGGAAGUCACGGUCACCCAUCAGAAAAGCAGCAAGUUCAGCCACUUGGUCCUACAAGCCGGAGUCAUCAAGUAGAUGUGAGGAGACAGCUUUUAACAAACAUUUCCUAUUUACAUUGAAAUAUGUUCAUAAUUACUUUUAAAGACACAUUCAUAUUUACAUUUAAAGACACAUUCAUAUUUACAUUUAAACACACACAUUCAUAUUUACAGUUAAACACAGAUUCAUAUCUACAUUUAAACACACCACUUUUUGAGCUGUGAAAAGGGGAUAAAACCAUCUUCCUUGAUGGCUAAUACAUUUAGAUUUGCUGAAAAAAUUUAACUGAGUCACCAUUUGGAAACUUUUACCUUCAUUAUUAAUUUAAUUUAAAAUGUCAUUUGAAAGUUGGGAAUCUUGAAUCCAUAAAUCUCUGUAGAAAAACUGUUUAACCAUCCACUGAUCCAGCCACACACUGCUGACUGAAUGUUUCUAUGUCUCACCCAGCACCUCAAGCCAUUAGGUCUAAGAUGUCAACUGACUCAACUCCUGUCAAGAGCAUCUUGAAAGGCUCAGGUCGAGAGAUGCAGCCAAGCUCUGCUGACCUGUACUUGGACCACCCUGUGUUAGCGUCCAUCAGUGAGGUGGACAGGAGUGUGGACUCCAGCGCUGACCUCAUCAGCUACGCCAAACAUGUGCUGGAGAUGGACAGCCAAGAUCGCGUGUCACCAACCAUGUCAUUUUUACUGUAAGUAUAUAACUCUACUUCUGUAGAAGGGAAAUAUUUUAAAAACAUUUCCCUUUGUUAAUUUAUUUCCAUGUACAUUUUUUUGUUGGGCAUUUAGUUAGAACAUAAUUUAAAUAAAAAGACGAUUUAAAAAUUGAAUGUGUUACUUCCAUACCUUUUGCUUUGUGGCCUGGCCUGUUGUAUGGCUGAGUGAACUGCAGAGCUGCACAUCAGAUGGGACCAAGAAGAAGCUGACACAUCUCCCUGCCAUUUUCUUUCUGCUUUUAGCAGCUUCAAAAAUUAAUCUAUGAAAUAAAUGUCCCAUCAAAUUUGCUUUGUGGACUAAUGUUAAAUUUGUUUCAUGUGAAGACCAUCAACAAAACCCAAGCCAAGAGAAGAAGCUGUAAGUUCGAGGAUAGGAUCUUCACCUCAGCCCUCUAAAAAAUCCCCAGCACGACAAGGGAAAUCCUACGCAGAAGUUGUUCGCAUGCAGAGACCAGAAGCUACCAGAAAGUGGAAAGAAAUAAAUCGUCAAAGGCAGAUCCUGGACGAAGAGGAGCGGCUGACAGCCAGACAGGAAGCACUGAAUAAAUCUUUGACCGGGCAGAAUUCAAACCUCUUUCAACCCAAAUCAAAAGACCUGGGUAAUUUCCCCUUAGCAUAUUCAUUAAUUUCAGAACCAAAAUAAUCAUCAUUGAAAUAUUGGAUUUAGUUGAAAAGCUUUGAGAUUGUGUGACAUUGUUUAAUUGUUUGGUAUUAAUGUCUCAAGAGGAUACACAAGGGAGCUAAGUGCUAGAAGUUCUUUAUGAGAUGGUUUGGAAAUCUCUGACUCAAAUAUAAAUAGAAAAAUAUUGAGAUAUUUUUGGUGGGUGGACAUUAUAAACCCACAGUUGCCAAGUGAAUUCAUGAAAUGUCUUAAAUUUUCCUGUUUUAAAAUAUGAAAUGUAAUUUAUCAUUAACACCCUCAUAGAAAACACAUCACAUUUUGAAUAAGAAACAACUCCCCAUGAGCUCAAUAAAAACUUGCACUGAUAACAUUUUGUUUAGUUGAAAAGAAUUUCUGUUGUCAUAACAUACAAAAAUAUUUAUUAAUCUAUCUUCUUAUUUUCUUUCAAGGCACCAAACAGAUUCCUGGAUCUGGACCUAGUAAGAUCGUACCGCGGAGGGUCAAGACAUAUUCUGAACGUCUACAGGAGAUGAAACCGGGCAGAAAGUUUUCAGCACCAGUAUCUAGAAAACCUGUCUCGGGUAAGUAAAGCUGUAAGCAAAGUAAGAUGACCGUUAUUUACCUUCUUACCUAUUCUUAAAUAUGCUUUAUGGCUAGCCAUGUCUUGAGGCAUUAUUGACUUCUUAAGACUUCCUCUUCCAAUAUAUUAAAGUGCUAAUCUCACUCUCUCCAGUCAUCUUUGCUGAGAGAAAUAAUUAUAUGACAAUUCAGGAGGUGACUGAGAAGUGUAUGCCUACCUUUAUUUAAGUAACAAUCUCUGACACACAUUUGAGAAGUAUAACAUUAUUGCUAGAGACUUCUCUGUGUUGAUGGUCCACACAUUUGAGAAGUAGAAGAUAAUUGCUAGAGACUUCACUAUGUCGAUGGUCCACACAUUUGAGAAGUAGAACAUUAUUGCUAGAGACUUCACUAUGUCUAUGGUCCACACAUUUGAGAAGUAUAACAUUAUUGGCUAGAGACUUCACUAUGUCGAUGGUCCACACAUUUGAGAAGUAGAACAUUAUUGCUAGAGACUUCACUAUGUCGAUGGUCCAUGCGUUUGAGAAGUUGAACAUUAUUGCUAGAGACUUCACUAUGUCGAUGGUCCACACAUUUGAGAAGUAGAACAUUAUUGCUAGAGACUUCACUAUGUCGAUGGUCCACACGUUUGAGAAGUUGAACAUUAUUGCUAGAGACUUCACUAUGUCGAUGGUCCAUGCGUUUGAGAAGUAGAACAUUAUUGCUAGAGACUUCAUUAUGUCGAUGGUCCACACAUUUGAGAAGUAGAACAUUAUUGCUAGAGACUUCACUAUGUCGAUGGUCCACGCGUUUGAGAAGUUGAACAUUAUUGCUAGAGACUUCACUAUGUCGAUGGUCCACACAUUUGAGAAGUAGAACAUUAUUGCUAGAGACUUCACUAUGUCGAUGGUCCACACAUUUGAGAAGUUGAACAUUAUUGCUAGAGACUUCACUAUGUCGAUGGUCCACACAUUUGAGAAGUUGAACAUUAUUGCUAGAGACUUCACUAUGUCGAUGGUCCACGCGUUUGAGAAGUUGAACAUUAUUGCUAGAGACUUCACUAUGUUGGCGGCCCAGUGUAAAAACCAACAUGUCAACCAACAGCCAAAAAACUGAUUUCUUAAAUAUUUUGUGAACAAAAAUGUCACUUGUAUAUAUAUCUUCAAUGUAUCUUUUUAAUUUCAGCUCGUACAACUUCGACAGCUCCAAGAAGCACACGUCGUGGACCACCUCAAAAAUUGAAGUUACAUCAAAAAGCAGCAGUAUCUUCACAAAAGACUUCACAGGGUUAGUACGCUCAGUGAAACCUUCACUUGAUAUGUUAAGGCAGUGGUUCCCAGCCAGGGGACCUUAUGGCAGCUCCAAGAAAUAAAAUAACACCAUCAACUUGAAAGACACAGACUAUUCCUAAGUAGUUUAUUCUAAAAAGGGUUCCAUGAGUCAAAAGGGUUGGUCACCACUGUGUUAAGGGACAUUGUGUUACAGAAAAUCUUUUUUUUUCUUCUGAAAUAUUAUUAAUAUUUAAAAAUCUUGUUACUGAAAUACUCAAUAACAAUAUUGGUUCAAAAGUAUUUUUACUGUCUGAGCCUUGAAAAAUAAGAUAUUGUAAGUAUUAAAAAAAUAUUCCAAGAUUCAGUUAUAAUGCUUCGACUCAUUACAAGUCAAAUUUUAAAGUCUAGUGACUUCUAUAUCGGAGGUUUAAAUUUGAAAUAAGUAUGUUUUUUAAUUUAUUUUCACAGUUGCAAGGAAGACAUUUGUCCCAACCAGAACCUUCUUGCGCUCUCACGGUCCACUGCACAAACCAAAAACUUACGCUGAACAACUGCAUGAGUUAAAUCCUCACCCUCACCCAGCCGAGAUUUCUCAUUCAAAAACACCUAUGCAUGCAACAGGUAGACAAAAAAAAAAUGGACACUAUCUAAAAUCUGUGUGUUAAACCAAAUUGCUUCACAGGGACAACAAAAAGGGAAUUUGGUCAGAUUCCUCCUUUGGGAUAAAGUCAAAUAGGAAAAAUAUAUCUUUGAAACUUGGUUGCAUGGCUGACUAAAGCUAGAACUCGUGAUUUAGAAACUCAGGUUUUGUUAGAAAAAUGGUAGUCAUGUUUUAUGGAUUAAGUAGUUGUCAGUUGACAGAUAUUUGAUUGGUGUGAACAUCAGUUUAGAAGUCGUUUGAUCUGUAUGAACAUCAGUGUUAUGUAUGGUUAGAUGUUUUUUUGCAAAUUUUAUCUGUUUUCAAGAUUUGGCUCAGUUGUUGAACAAGAUGUGACAAAGGAUUGAAAACCAUUUUACAAAGAAAAUGAUACCAAAACUAGUGAUAAUAACAAUAUUUAAUUUAAUUAUACUAUUAAAUUUAUAAAAAUACUAAUUCAAAUCUACAGAAAUAAAAACCAUAUUAACUUACAGCACAGCAUGUGAAAAAGUAUAAUCCUCAAAAGGUACAAAUAUUAAUAGACACACACACACAAAGAGCAAUAUCCUGUAAGGGCCCUUUAAGUAUAAUAAUAUGUUCUUGUGUCUAGGAAAUCUAGCAAAUCACUCUUGGCUGGGAAAACUACCUGCUUAUUUAUAGGGAGGAAGCUGGAACCCUCCAGAAAAGAAAUUCUAGACAUUGCAUCACCUGCUAGCAUUCUUUUAAACAGGCCUGCACAAAUCAAAAUUUUAGGCAGGCCGUAAUACUUUAUGAAAAACUUGUGCAGGCUAAAAGAAAAUAGGACAAGGGGAAAGCUAUUACGAAAAUAAUAAAAAUAUUUACUAAGAAUAUUUUGUUACUUUGCAGGACGCAAAGUGGGUGCUGGCGGGCAGCAUGUUGUACAGGCCUGCUUUAGAACAAAUUAGAUCACCAACAACCUUUUCCCAAUCAAAGAAGGGUGUUACACUAGUGGCAGAGCACUACACAUUCAAUUGGUUAUGUCAAUAUAAAUAAUUUUUUUUUUAUCAGGGGAGAUAUGUGGUGGACAAAAGCUAGGUCAGCACAAAGCUAAAACAAUCAGUUUGGUAGAGAUUUGAUUGGUGUGGACAUUAGUUUAGUAGAUAGAAAUUUGAUUGAUUAUGAACUUCACUUUAGUAGAUAUUUGUUUGGUUAUGAACAUCACUUUAGUAGAUAUUUGAUUUGUGUGGAUAUUAGUUUAGUAGAUAUUUGAUUGGUUGUGAACAUCACUUUAGUUUAUAUUUUAUUGGGAUGGAAAUGUACUAGGGCACAUAAAUGUCAGUUUUAAGCCUAGCAUUCAGGUUUCACCAAUUCCACAAUCAAUAUAAUUUUUUUUAAAAUGCAAUCUUUGUGAUCCUUUGGUAUUUAUUUAAUCAGUUUCCCUAAUCUAUCACACAUCUAUCUUCACAGUAACUGUGCACAGUUCUGGGUCCCGUAACCAAGCCAGGGCCAGGCCCUACAAUGACCCAUACUCAGAUAUGGAUUAUGAAGAAAUUGCUUCUGUGCUUAGUGGCUGGGAAAUGGAUGAAAAUGUGCACAAUAUUAUUUAUGGGGGCUCAACUGUGACAAGUUCUGUGGCCUUCCUAGUGAGUAAUUAUUUAUUUACGGGAGCAGCAAUGAAUGUGAAUGUUUUUUAUCCAAAUAAGAUAUAUUACUUUUUAAUAUUUCACUUUUUUAGACUAGGUUUAAGUCAUUGCUUGCUGACAUUUGUAAUGAUAGGAAAAGAAGUAGAACUAUUUUUCAUUUAUAUUUAAAUUGUUUUGAUCAAAAUUUAACAAAUUCCCUUGCUGACAUAAGUAUACAUGAUAAUUAUUUUUGUUUGAAUACCAUAUUUUGUUGCCAUAGGUGCUUUGAUGCAUUAGAUGGUUUUUGGGAAUAUUUUAGAGAAAAAAAUGGGGCGUUUAAGCUGCAAAAUGCGAGGGUGAUUAAUACCUAUAUUGGCAGUUGAAAAAAAACAUUGUUUUAAAUACUCUAUGGUUAGCUGUUGGUGAUUGUCAAAACUGGGUUACUCUAAUUUUUUCUAGUUAUCGAAGGUGGAUUAAAGAUUAUAUUUAAUUACACAUAUAUAUAAUUUUUAAACAGGUUGAUGAGCUGGACAUGAGUCGGUCUGGAGGGGAUGCACGUCACUUCGCCCCAUCAGAGAAUCAAUCGGAUUAUUUUGAUGCCAUCAUGCGAGGGAGGCAACCUUUCAGGUACAAAGAUUUCUAUAAAUCCUCAAAAAUCUAGAAAAAUUAUUUUUCUCAAAAGCCAAGUGUAAUUAUGUAAUUUAUUUUUCCUAUGUUAUGCAACUUAAGAUCCCCAAAGUGUCAAAUAUAAAUUUUGCCAAUUCUAAUUUUUGUUGUCACCUCAGUUGUAAUAUUUCUUAACAUUUUUAAAAAGUUCACCAAAUGAUAUUUAUCCUGUAACAAUAUUUCCAGGUCAACUGACAGUGAUGAAAUCGGUGCUGGGGAUUAUCGUACGUCUGUUGACAUUCAUGAAAUUGAACGCAUCGCUGAUGCAGCUUCAGUCGGCAGCGGAAGUGUUUUAAGUGUUAUUGACUGGGAUGCCAUUGAGGACCUGAUCCGAGAUGUUUAAGUCUAAUUCAACAUGAUGAAAUGAAGACUCCCAAAUGUAUUCUGGAAAAUGGAGGUUUCAUUUCAAAGCUUUGGUUGUCGAAGAGAUGACUACAGAAUACUAAUUUUUAUGUGACAAUUAUUUUAAGUGACAAUAUAUUCUUGUCCCAAACAUUGAUGAAGACAGAAAUGUGGCAAAUAUGAAGGCCAACUGUACAUGGUAGGAGGUCAUUUUUGACAUUGGCUUUUGUGUUAGUAGGUUAAGACCUAACAAAUGUUUCUUCUAAAAAAUACCAGAUACUGUUAAAUCUUUUUAAAAGCAAACUGUGAUAAAUAAAAUGAUCUUUUUGGUGACAGAAAUGUUUUGUUUUUUUUUUAAAUGUGGCGCAUGCUUUUUAAAAAAAACGCACAAUUUGAAGGUAGUUUUAGUCAAGGAUGUAUAUUCUAUAUCCUAAAACUUAAUUUGUGUUUCCAUGUAUGUUAUAUUUAGAGAAUGGUGUUGAACCUUCUCUGUUCUUACUUCUCUUGUUAACGGUUCAUAGUUAGUAAUUAAAAUUUGAGAUUUACAUUAUAACAAUGUAUUCGAUCUUUGAAUAUAAUUAUCCUAACUUCAGUAAAAUGAAUAAUUUCAUAAUAUUUGUAUUUUUAAAAAUAAUUAUUAGCCGUCCA